AUGACAUCAGAUGUGCUGGUCAUCACCAAGGCAGACCUUUUCAAAGUCACCAUGUUAUUUUGAUGCCAGACAACUCAGCAGUCUAUUGACUUUGCUGUUUGAUUUGGUGUGAAUGGAAUACUCCUUCAUGUCAUCUCUGUCAGCUACUCCAUAAUUAUUUCCCCUUGCACUGUUAAAUGUAAAAAGUGCACAAGACUCUAGGAUUUUAUUAGGAUCCCCAUUAGCCGACGCCAAUGGCGACAGCUAGUUUUACUGGUGUCCGACACGUAAGAAAAAAUACAUUACAGACAGACUUUACAUACAUACAGUACCAGUCAAAAGUUUGGACACACCUUCUCAUUCAAGGGUUUUUCUUUAUUUUUUACUAUUUUCUACAUUGUAGAAUAAUAGUGAAGACAUCAAAACUAUGAAAUGACACGUAUGGAAUCAUGUAGUAACCAAAAAAUAGUGAAACAAAUCAAAAUAUGUUUUAGAUUCUUCAAAGUAGCCACCCUUUGCCUUGAUGACGGCUUUGCACUCUCUUGGCAUUCUCUCAACCAGCUUCACCUGGAAUGCUUUUCCAACAGUCUUGAAGGAGUUCCCACAUAUGCUGAGCACUUGUUGGCUGCUUUUCCUUCACUCUACGGUCCAACUCAUCCCAAACCAUCUCAAUUGGGUUGAGGUCGGGGGAUUGUGGAGGCCAGGUCAUCUGAUGCAGCACUCCAUCACUCUCCUUUUUUGUCAAAUAGCCCUUACACAGCCUGAAGGUGUGUUUUGGGUCAUUGUCCUGUUGAAAAACAAAUGAUAGUCCCACGAAGCGCAAACCAAAUGGGAUGGCUUAUCGCUGCAGAAUCAAAUCAAAUCACAUUUUAUUGGCCACAUGCGCCGAAUACAACAGGUGUAGACAUUACAGUGAAAUGCGUACUUACAGCCCUUAACCAACAAUGCAUUUAUUUUUUAAUAAAAAAAGUAAAAUAAAACAACAACAGUGUUGAGAGAAAAAAUAGCAGAAGUAAAAUAAAAUAACAGUAGGGAGGCUAUAUAUACAGGGGGGUACCGGUGCAGAGUCAAUGUGCGGGGGCACCAGGUAGUUGAGGUAAUAUGUACAUGUGGGUAGAGUUAAAGUGAUUAUGCAUAAAUAAUUAACAGAGUAGCAGCAGCGUAAAAAGAUGGGGUGGGGGUGGGGGGGCAGUGCAAAUAGUCCGGGUAGCCAUGAUUUAGCUGUUCAGGAGUCUUAUGACUUGGGGGUAGAAGUUGUUGAGAAGUCUUUUGGACCUAGACUUGGCACUCCGGUACCGCUUGCCGUGCGGUAGCAGAGAGAACAGUCUAUGACUAGGGUGGCUGGAGUCUUUGACAAUUUUGAGGGCCUUCCUCUGAUACCGCCUGGUAUAGAGGUCCUGGAUGGCAGGAAGCUUGGCCCCAGUGAUGUACUGGGCCGUACGCACUACCCUCUGUAGUGCCUUGCGGUCGGAGGCCGAGCAGUUGCCAUACCAGGCGGUGAUGCAACCAGUCAGGAUGCUCUCGAUGGUGCAGCUUUAUAAUUGUUUGAGGAUCUGAGGACCCAUGCCAAAUCUUUUCAGUCUCCUGAGGGGGAAUAGGCUUUGUCGUGCCCUCUUCACGACUGUCUUGGUGUGUUUGGACCAUGAUACUUCGUUGGUGAUGUGGACACCAAGGAACUUGAAGCUCUCAACCUGUUCCACUACAGCCUCGUCGAUGAGAAUGGGGCCGUGCUCAGUCCUAUUUUUUUUCCUGUAGUCCCAAUCAUCUCCUUUGUCUUGGUCACGUUGAGGGAAUGGUUGUUAUCCUGGCACCACAUGGCCAGGUCUCUGACCUCUUCCCUAUAGGCUCUCACCGUUGUAGGUGAUCAGGCCUACCACUGUUGUGUCGUCGGCAAACUUAAUGAUGGUGUUGGAGUCGUGACUAGCCAUGCAGUCAUGGGUGAACAGGGAGUACAGGAGGGGACUGAGCACGCACCCCUGAGGGGCCCUCGUGUUGAGGAUCAGUGUGGCAGAUGUGUUGUUACUUACCUGAAGUCCAGGAUCCAGUUGCAGAGGGAGGUGUUUAGUCCCAGGAUCCUUAGCUUAGUGAUGAGCUUUGAGGGCACUAUGGUGUUGAAUGCUGAGCUGUAGUCAAUGAAUAGCAUUCUCACGUAGGUGUUCCUCUUGUCCAGGUGGGAAAGGGCAGUGUGGAGUGCAAUAGAGAUUGCAUCAUCUGUGGCUCUGUUGGGGCGGUAUGCAAAUUGGAGUGGUUCUAGGGUUUUUGGGAUAAUGUUGUUGAUGUGAGCCAUGACCAGCCUUUCAAAGCACUUCAUGGCUACAGACGUCAGUGCUACGGGUCGGUAGUCAUUUAGGCAUGUUAUCUUAGUGUCCUUGGCCACGGGGACUAUGGUGGUCUGCUUGAAACAUGUUGGUAUUACAGACUCAGUCAGGGACAUGUUGAAAAUGUCAGUGAAGACACUUGCCAGUUGGUCAGCACAUGCUCGGAGUACACGUCCUGGUAAUCCGUCUGGCCCUGCGGCCUUGUGGAUGUUGGUUGACCUGCUUAAAAGUCUUAUUCACAUUGGCUACGGAGAGCGUGAUCACAUAGUCAUCUGGAACAGCUGGUGCUUUCAUGCAUGCUUCAGUGUUGCUUGCUUCGAAGCGAGCAUAGAAGUAGUUUUGCUCGUCUGGAAGUCUUGUGUCACUGGGCAGCUCGCGGCUGUGAUUCCCUUUGUAGUAUGUAAUAGUUUUCAAGCCCUGCCACAUCCGACGAGCGUCAGAGCCGGUGUAGUACGAUUCAAUCUUAGUCCUGUAUUGACUUUUUGCCUGUUUGAUGGUUCGUCGGAGGGCAUAGCGGGAUUUCUUAUAAGCGUUCAGGUUAGAGUCCCGCUCCUUGAAAGCGGCAGCUCUACCCUUUAGCUCAGUGCGGAUGUUGCCUCUAAUCCAUGGCUUCUGGUUGGGGUACCUACGGUCACUGUGGGGACGACGUCAUCGAUGCACUUAUUGAUGAAGCCAGUGACUGAUGUGGUGUACUCCUCAAUGCUAUCUGAAGAAUCCCGGAACAUGUUCCAGUCUGUGCUAGCAAAACAGUCCUGUAGCUUAGCAUCUGCGUCAUCUGACCACUUUUUUUAUUAACCGAGUCACUGGUGCUUCCUGCUUUAGUUUUUGCUUGUAAGCAGGAAUCAGGAUGGUCAGAUUUGCAAAAUGGAGGGCGAGGGAGAGAUUUGUAUGCAUCUCUGUGUGUGGAGUAAAGGUGGUCUAGAGUUUUUUUUUCCUCUGGUUGCACAUUUAACAUGCUGGUAGAAAUUAGGUAGAACUCAUUUAAGUUUCCCUGCAUUAAAGUCCCCGGCCACUAGGAGCGCUGCCUCUGGAUGAGCGUUUUCCUGUUCACUUAUGGCCUUAUACAGCUAAUUCAGUGCAAUCUUAAUGCCAGCAUUGGUUUGUGGUGGUAAAUAGACAGCUAUGAAAAAUAUAGAUAAACUCUCUUGGUAAAUAGUGUGGUCUACAGCUUAUCAUAAGAUACUCUACCUCAGGCGAGCAAAACCAUGAGACUUCCUUAGUAUUUGAUUUUGUGCACCAGCUGUUGUUUACAAAUAUACACAGACCGCCACCCCUUGUCUUACCGGAGUCACCGUUCUAUCCUGCCGAUGUAGCGUAUAUCCCGCUAGCAGUAUGUUGUCCAUGUCGUCGUACAGCCACGACUCAGUGAAACAUAAUAUAUUACAGUUUUUCAAGUCCCGUUGGUAGGAUAACUGUAAUCUUAGGUCAUCUAUUUUAUUCUCAAAUGAUUGAACAUUGACUAAUAGGAUUAAUGGAAGAGGCAGUUUACUCGCUCGCCAUCGGAUCCUUACAAGGCACCCUGGCCUACGUCCAUGAUAUCUCCGUCUCUUUCUCAUGCGAAUGACGGUGAUUUGGGCCUUGUGUCUGUAGGAUAUCCUUUGCGUCCGACUUGUUGAAGAAAAAAUCUUCGUCCAAUACGAGGUGAGUAAUCGCUGUCCUGAUAUCCAGAAGCUCUUUGUGGUUAUAAUAGACAAUGGCAGAAACAUUAUGUACAGAAUAAAUGACAAAUAACGCGGAAAAACACACAUAAUAGUACAAUUGGUUAGAGGGCUGUAAAACGGCAGCCAUCUUCUCCGGCGCUGUGGUAGCCAUGCUGGUUAAGUGUGCCUUGAAUUUAAAAAUAAAUCACUGACGUGUCACCAGCAAAGCACCCCCACACCAUCACACCUCCUCCAUGCUUCACGGUGGGAACCACACAUGCGGAGAUCAGCCGUUCACCUACUCUGCGUCUCACAAAGACACGGCGGUUGGAACCAGAAAUCUCACAUAUGGACUCAUCAGACCAAAGGACAGAUUUCCACCGGUCUAAUGUCCAUUGCUCAUGUUUCGUGGCCGACGCAAGUCUCUUCUAUUUGGUGUCCUUUAGUAGUGGUUUCUUUGCAGCAUUUCAAGGCCUGAUUCACGCAGUCUCCUCUGACCAUUUGAUUUUGAUGUUGAUGUGUCUGUUACUUGAACUCUGUGAAGCAUUUAUUUGGGCUGCAAUUUCUGAGGCUGGUAACUCUAAUGAACUUAUCCUCUGCAGCAGAGGUAACUCUGGGUCUUCCUGAAAUAAAAGAUCCUAAACAUUUUCCAUGCGCCCAAAAGGUUAUUUCUAUCAAAUGUUGUGCACAAAUUUGUUUACAUCCCUGUUAGUAAGCAUUUCUCCUUUGCCAAUAUAAUCCAUCAACCUGACAGGUGUGGCAUAUCAAGAAGCUGAUUAAACAGCAUGAUUAUUACACACGUGCACCUUGUGCUGGGGACAAUAAAAUGCCACUCUAAAAGGUGCAGUUUUGUCACACAACACAAUGCCACAGAUGUCUCAAGUUGAGGGAGUAUGCAAUUGGCAUGCUGACUACAAGAGCUGUUGCCAGAUAAUUUGAUGUGCAUUUCUCUACCAUAAGCCGCCUCCAACGUUGUUCUAGAGACAUUGGCAGUACGUCCAAUUGGCCACACAACCUCAGAUCAUGUGUAUCGCGUCGUGUGGGCGAGCAGUUUGCUGAUGUCAAUGUUGUGACAGAGUGCCUCAUGGUUGCGGUGGGGUUAUUGUGUGGGCAGGCAUAAGCUACGGACAACAAACACAAUUGCAUUUUAUCAAUGGCUAUUUGAAUGCACAGAGAUACCGUGAGGAGAUCCUGAGGCCCGUUGUUGUGCCAUUCAGCCGCCACCAACACUGACUGUUUCAGUACGAUAAUGCACGGCCCCAUGUCGCAAGGAUCUGUACACAAUUCCUUGAAGCUGAAAAUGUCCCAGUUCUUCCAUGGCCUGCAUACUCACCAGACAUGUCACCCAUUGAGCAUGUUUGGGAUGCUCUGGAUCGACAUGUAGGUCAGCGUCUUCCAGUUCCCGCCAAUAUCCAGCAUCUUCACACAGCCAUUGAAGAGGACUGGGACAACGUUCCACAGGCCACAACCAACAGCCUGAUCAACUCUUUGCGAAGGAGAUGUGUUGCGCUGCAUGAGGCAAAUGGUGGUCACACCAGAUACUGACUGGUUUUCUGAUCUACACAGGUGUCUGUGACCAACAGAUGCAUAUCUGUAUUCCCAAUCAUGUGAAUUCCAAAGAUUAGGACCUAAUGCAUUUAUUUCAAUUUACUGAUUUCCUUAUAGGAACUGUAACUCAGUUCAGUAUACAUUUCAGUACAUACACACAACAAGUAGGUCACAUGGGGGAGAGGUGUUAUGCUGUGAUGAUGUGUUGGUUUAUGUGUUGUUUGAAACCAGGUUUUCUGUUCACUUGCGCUAUAUGAGAUGGAAGGGAGUUCCAUGCAUUCAUGGCUCUGUAUAAUACUGUACGUUUCCUUGAAUUUGUUCUGGACAUGUUUGAGGAUUUUUGCAAGCUGCAUACUGUGUACACACUUUUUAUGGUAAGCUAAUAGCUGAGUGUACGGUGUGUGUGUGUGUGUGUAUAUGCGUAGGAGAAUGCACUGUAAACUCAUUAAUCUGUGUUUCAGGGCACAGAGAGGUGCAGUAGCUCACCUACAGUAACUUAACGAUGCACAAUCGCUCCGCCAGUUCCUGGGUUCUAAAAUUCUAAUAGUUUGCCUAAUUUCAGUUUAUGUGACAAAACAAGCAAGUUAGUAUAGUGUAGAGAAUCAUUGUACCAUCUAAACUGCUGUGAAAUAUAUUUUCUAUAACCAAAAAUAUUGUAUUUUCAGCUGUUUGAAGCUGGUGUACAAAACUGAAAGUUAAAGACGCAAAAACAAAUCUUAAGAACGGGAAGCAUAGCAAUGGCGCACAUUGAACAGAUCUACCGCUUCUUAGACUUGCUUUCAAUGAGAGUGACAGAUCUAUAACACACAUUUCUAUGUUAAUGUGGUCGGGUCACCCAAAAAGUUACAUAUUGCAGCUUUAAAGCUGCACCCUCCCCCUACCUUUCCCUCUCUUCCCCUUCCCCCCCUCUACCCCUCCCUCCAGUGAGCGGAUGAGGGGUCAGGAGCUCAAGGGCUGAUGCUGCUCCACUGCCUCCCACAGAGUGCCCAGACCGGACAGGAGAGUAGGGAUGUCCACAGUUCACAGGGCUGGAACAGCUGAAUCCCAGGGUACCACAGACAUGGAUACCUGCCUGUCUACUACCUAAACCAAAGAUGCUAAGCUACCUAUUGCAGAACAGAUAGACAGAUAUUCAUAGAGUGCUGCGUUACACAGAUUCAAGUCAACUCUGUGGAAGUGGGGCUAGGCAGAGCAGACUGAGGUCUGUUACUCUACUGAGGUUUGCAGUAGCAUACUGGAAGAGUUGUGGGACUCCAGCAGUACCUCCCCCCUAGCAUGGAGCGUGGGGAGGGUUCACGGCGAUCAGGUGAGCUCUUCUUUGUGAUGAACCCUUAGGAAAUAAUCAGGCUAGACAUAUUUGCAUAUUCGUCUGAUCUGUAUUAAGACUUUUGGUCAUGACCACAGCUGUUUCUCUUGUUGUGGAAGUGAUGGUUACGCCAUCAUGAUGUACUUACUGUAUGUACAGGUAUGUGUUGUCUGUCCUUGUGUAUUGUAGUCGUUAAUCUGUGGUGCUGGGAGGACCCAGAGUUAAAUAUAGGGAUUUCAUAUCUCUCUGUGUGUUUGUGCAUCUUACCUUCAGGCUCAGGUGUGCUGGGCUAGGCAGCGUAUGAAUCUGCCACUGUGGCGGCUUAACGAGUUAUAAAUAGAUCUCAUUGUCAUUUAUUAUUAUAGAGGCUGCAAUGCUUCACUUACUGUAGUUCCUUGUUAGCAAACUACCUGAUGAGAUUGUGUUGUUGUGUGGAGGGAUGUUUUGGCAUUUAGUAAACACUCAGGGGGCUUUAAAUAUUGAAAAUGUCUGUUAAAUCAGCCACAUUUUUUAUAUUUGGGAGAAACCGUUUUGUGUACAUAAGAGUUAAAAUAUUCCUAGUUUCUGAGAUUCUUACCUUGAAGUUAUUCACUUAAGCCAAUGGCAAUUUGCCAAGUACUGCUACUGCAUAUUCAGCGCUGUUCAUCUCUGUCAAUGGAACUAACGUAAAUCAAGAGGAUUAUCUCCCAGAAUGAAUGCAUGAACCUGAACCUGUCCACCUCUCUUCUCUACACAGUGUCAGAUCCCCUUUGUCUAAUGUAUCGUUGUAGUCUAAUACAACUGAUUCCUAUGCAUUCCUUGUUUGUGUAAUGAACAGCGCAGACAGCCAGUACAUGGUGAUGAUGGUUCUAACACUGCCCUUGUCUUCUCUUCGAAAGAAUGCCUUGCUUUCCUCAGCCAGCACAUUUUACAAUCGGCUGGGUGUCUAUUGUCUGUAGUGUGUUAGUCUCGCUUUGCCAAACUCAUGGCGUUAGACACAGCGACUGUGGUAGACUACUGUAGGGCAAACUAACUAUGGCUUGCAAAGGAAUUAAAAGAAUCCAAUGCUUGAGAAAUUGUGCUCUCUUAAUUGAAACCCUCUUGGGAUGUAACAUCACAUCUAAUUUACAAGGAAGUCUCUGAAAUGGAUGAUACAUUGUGAUGAUAAAUGGCAUAAUUGCGAAACGCCUUUAUGGAACAGUGUCUGCUCUUAGUUUUGAAUACUAGGCUGCACUUUAUAAUUAGAUGGUUCAUUAUGAUGACAUUAGAUGACAUUUCCUCAGUAGUAUGACAAGACACUGGUGAGCACCUCUCGUCUUAGCCAGUUGGGGGAGCAAUCAUGGGAAGAAAACAUAUUAUUGCAAAGAGAAAGUUGUUUCAAGGUAGUUUGAAUAUCAUACUGUACAGGAUGUCCACAGUGCAGACCUUAGUGUCAGUCUCAUUGACCAGUGUCGUCAGCAGCCUCAUCCGGUGCACAUGAUUGCUCUGAUUCCAGUAGCCUUCUGCGUGCUACCAGCAGGCUGCCCUGUCAUAACAUUUACUCAGCUACAGGGGUGUGAAUUCUCUAGUAUGCAAUGCUGCUGUCGUUCUAUUCCUGAUUUCGUAUCAGAGCAUUUUAACAGAGAUCAGCACUUUGGCAGUUAAACAGUGAAACGUCUGUCGGUGUGAAGAGCCACAUAAGCCUUCAAAGGCACCGCUGGCGCUGACACACUGGAGCAGAAUAGAGUACAUAUGGUAAUCUGAGAGGGGAAGGUCAUCUGAGGUCCUGAAGGUUACAGACUGUGCUGCUUUUUCAGCCUUCGUCGCGCAGACAAAGGCACAAAACCCCACAGGACACAUGGCAAUGACAAUCAACAAGACACUGGAGAUUACUUCUUCUUGAUCCGUAGCAGGGCAAAGUGAACAACUGAAUAUGGAUUGUUUCCUAAGAAAAGUAUGACUGAAAAUGUUCAAUACUUUGGUCAAGUGGAAAAACUCCCAGGAAAUCAAUAGUGAUUCAAAAGACAGAAACGUACAGAUUCUUUAGACAACUGAAUUUAAGCAUUUCUUCACCUCUAACUCAGUCUUGAGUCACAGUGACACUGUUCUUAGAAAUCAGGUGAAUACUGAUAUUGAAACCAGUCAGGGAGUGAGAAAUCCUAACCGUUUCAAAAAGAAGUCUACCCUUUCACCAUUCUUUAAUCUGAGCCCUUCUAUUGCCACAUAUAGCUGCCUAGUUGAAAAUGACCUUAGAGUAUUUAUGCUUACUGGCAACUUCUCUAAAGGUAACCUCAUUGCAGAAGAGGUUGUAGCACUCAAAGGUCUACAAAAUCACUUAUCUUGUAGUUUUCCCUGCUGAUAAGGGGGGGCGCUGUUUUGGUACAAAGUUAUUAACGAUAUCACAUGGCCAUUAUGAGUCAUUAUGAGAAUUCUAUGUCCCCUUACGUGCAAGCCCUACGGAUUGUAUUAAGAGUGAAAUUGAUGCAUAUAUUAACAGUGCUUUAGUCCAUGGUUGGAUUACUGAAAAUGAGAGGGAUUUCCUCAUCGAACCCACAACAAUGGAUGUUCAAAUUCUUUAUACAAACAUCCCCCAUGCAGGAGGCCUAGAAGCCCUCUCACACGUUCUAACUUUGAUGGGGGCGAGGGCCACAAAAAAUUGGAACUCGUGAUGAGGAGCCACAGUGUCUCGUGGGUCUGCAUACCCAGAUCCAUCCACCCCUUGCGAGCAAAACAUUUUAGCGGCCCCUCUCGUGACAGCGAUUAUCUUUAUUUUAUCAGUUGUUGUAGGUCAUUUCCUGCAAUACUGCACAUUUUGCCAUGGGGCGUAGAUAAAAUGUUGCCGUUUUUAAAGCAAGUUAGCUGCAAUUCUACACAUUUUGCCAUGGGGCAGAGAGAACAUUUAGCAAUUGUAUAACUCAUUUCAUGCAAUUCUACUAAUUUUGCCAUGGGGCGUAGAGGAAAAAUUAGCAGUUUUACAGCUACACUGAAGACAAAUAUAAACGCAACAUGUAAAGUGUUGGUCCCAUGUUUACUGAGCUGAAAUAAAAGAUCCCAGACAUUUUCCAUAUGCACAAAAAGCUUAUUUAUCUCAGAUUUUGUGCACAAAUUUGUUUACAUCCCUGUUAGUGAGUAUUUCUCCUUUGCCAAGAUAAUACAUCCACCUAACAGGUGUGGCAUAUCAAUAAGCUGAUUAAACAGCAUGAUCAUUACUAGUAUGAAAAUGUAUGCACUCACUAACUGUAAGUCGCUCUGGAUAAGAGCGUCAGCUAAAUUACUAAAAUGUAAAAUGUAACUAGGGCUGACCCUGACAAAAAAAAUAAUCUUGGUAGACCAAAAGUAGUCUGUUCUUUCGACCAAUCGAUUGGUCUACAUUUUAAACUUGUAUUUACAAUGUGUUUUAAUAAAAUCAACUAUAUACAUUGAGCUUGUCUGAUGCUUUAAGCUUACGGUUUGAUGAAAUAAGACAAAUGCCUCAAGAGGGCGCCAGAGAUCUAGAUAACCAGAAUUUAAAAAAAACUUAACCUGACCCAACUAUUCUCCUCCCGCUCCUGCUGGCUUUCACAGAUUCUGCCAUUAUUCUCCAGAAGUUUCCGGUAAUAGGAUACACGAGGAGUCUGCAACUUUUCUCAUGUGGAAUGCCAAUUUAUCUUACAAUUUCUACUGAUCUGCGUGCCAGUUAUGGUUUUCAUAUGCACAUGUGAAGUUUAAUUUAUAAUAAUGUCUUCAUAUCUCAAAAUCAUUGUCAUGUGUUUAAUAAAAAUUAAAAUGAUACUAAGCUAAAAAGUAACUUCUAUUGCCUUUGCCAACUAUUUAAAAAUAGCCUACAUAAAGCCAACAAAUUAAAAACAUUGCAGCCUGCAGGUAGAAAAUAUCCUGAUUUUAAAAAUAAAUGUCCUAUAAAUCACAUUGGCUACACAUGGCCUGUCUGCAACGAACUUGAAACAUUGUAUCAACUAUUAAUUUGGGUCCGGCCCUGAAGCUUGCGCUAGCGAACUUGCAACAUUGUAUAAAAUAUUCUGGGCCCUCAGUUUCCUGCGCCAGUGAGCUCGGGACAGACACAGCUGUAGGCUAUUUGCGCAAGGGAUAAGAAGCAGUGCUUGACUUGGGCAGGAGCUCACCGGAGCUGAAUACCGGCACCUCAUAUUUUCUGCUGCUUGAGCUCCUGUUCCUCUUAUCGAAUAUUAGCUCAAAUCUAUUGUGAAGCUUCUGCACCCAUAUAUAAACAGCACCAGCACCCAAAAUGAGUACCAAAACCUUUUUCAGUCCAAGUCAAGCACUGAUAAGUAAUCAGGUAGGCCUAUUUUAAAACGUUUCCCCUGGAUCAGAGCAAGACAUUUUUCCCUUUCACGCUGAGUGGUUAUCGAAAGGGAGAGAGCUGGAAAGAUUUUUCAAGUACAUUGAGGAACUAUUGUAAUUCUCAAUGGAUGUAAAAACAGACUUUGUUUGCUUGCUGUUUGAGGUGAAGAAAACAUUACUUUGAGAACCAUUAAGCCAAUCAGAAAUACUAUCUGAUCCCCAAAUGGGCACAUUUAUACAGUGCAUUCGGAAAGUAUUCAGACCCCUUGACUUUUUCCACAUUUUAUUACGUUAUAGCCUUAUUCUAAAAUUGAUUAAAUAGUUUUUUCCCCUCAUCAAUCUACACACAAUACCCCAUAAUGACAAAGAAAAAACAGGUUUUUAGAAAUAUCACAUUUACAUAAGUAUUCAGACCCUUGUUUGUUGAAGCACCUUUGGCAGCGAUUACAGCCUAGAGUCUUCUUGGGUAUGAUGCUACAAGCUUGGCACACCUGUAUUUGGGGAGUUUCUCCCAUUCUUCUCUGCAGAUCCUCUCAACCUCUGUCGGGUUGGAUGGGGAGUGUUGCUGCACAGUUAUUUUCAGGUCUCUCCAGAGAUGUUCGAUCAGGUUCAAGUCCAGGCUCUGGCUGGGCCACUCAAGGACAUUCAGAGACUUGUCCCGAAUCCACUCCUGCAUUGUCUUGGUUGUGUGCUUAGGGUUGUUGUCCUAUUGGAAGGUGAACCUUCACCUCAGUCUGAGGUCCUGAGCGCUCUGGAGCAGGUUUUCAUCAAGGAUCUCUCUGUACUUUGCUCCGUUCAUCUUUCCCUCGAUCCUGUCUAAGCCCCCAGUCCCUGCCGCUGAAAAACAUACCCACAGCAUGAUGCUGCCACCAGCAUGCUUCACCGUAGGGAUGGAGCCAGGUUUCCUCCAGACGUGACGCUUGGCAUUCAGGCCAAAGAGUUCAAUCUUGGUUUCAUCAGACGAGAUAAUCUUGUUUCUCAUGGUCUGAGAGUCUUUAGGUGCCUUUUGGCAAACUCCAAGCAGGCUGUCAUGUGCCUUUUACUGAGGAGUGGCUUCCGUCUGGCCACCCUACCAUAAAGGCCUGAUUGUUGGAGUGCUGCAGAGAUGGUUGUCCUUUUGGAAGGUUUUCCCAUCUCCACAGAGGAACUCUGGAGCUCUGUCAGAGUGACCAUCGGGUUUUUGUCACCUCCCUGACCAAGGCCCUUCUCUCCCGAUUUCUCAGUUUGGCUGGGUGACCAGCUCUAGGAAGAGUCUUGGUGGUUCCAAACAUCAUCCAUUUCAGAAUGAUGGAGGCCACCGUGUUCUUGGGGACCUUCAAAGCUGCAGAAUUGUUAUGGUACCCUUCCCCAGAUCUGUGCCUCGACAAGGGGCACUGUAUGCCUGCAUUUGCGCGCAGGCCAGGUAGCCUUAAGGCCUACUUCUAUGCGUGUGCAUCCUUACUCAACAUUGACCGGAGCGCUCCACACAGAAAACAAUGGCUAAAUUGACAAAACCCGUAAAUGGAAUGAAAUAAACCAAGUUUCUCACAAGUGUUUCCAGAGUGCACAACCUAUGCUACAAUGUGUCCACUCCUACAAUGAUAACGUGAAUACUGGUAUGAUAAUAUUGAAUGCAUUAACAGAAAUUACCGUAAUCAAAGUAACAAACAUUGUAGAUUAGAAAUGGUAGGAAUGAACAGUAAAUGUACUACUGGUGAUAUAUGUAAUGGGGAAUUGAUAUACGCUAACAAUCAAACGCAAACAAUUCACACAAUGAAGUUAUGAAACAAUGAAUGUGCACAAAUUGGUGGGAGAGAGCGCAUUCUGGAGAGAGAAGUGCAUUGUGCAUCUGGGAGCAUGGUCAAUCUGACGUCUGCAUUGGCCAGCAGAAGUCAGGGCAUUCAUACUAGCUUUUGUCAAGGAAGUGAGUGUGUGUUUUUUACAGGAUGUACCACCUCCACCUACCGUCAACCAAUCAUGUCAAUGCGGAGCUAUACAGAGCCUUCCUCAUUGUUAGAAAAUUUGGGAGGCGCAUGGCGAUGCGGUAUGGAGCUCGGUUUGGCCUCUGCAUGCCUCUGGAGGCUCCACAAUUGUCACACCCUCCAUAUGGAUGCUCCCGCCACAUUUUCGGAUCAAGCAUAAAUUGGCUUUUAGUGUAGGCUUCCACAAUGGAUUAGUUCACUGAGAUGGGCGCAAAUAUAUAUUUGUUACUGCUCGACUAAAACAAUCUCUGUCGACCAACAGCCUAACGACCAAACAAUCGAUCAGUCGACUAAUUGGGGUCAGCCCUAAUCAUUACACAGGUGCACCUUGUGCUGGGGACAGUGAAAGGCCAAAAAUUUAAAAUGUGCAGUUUUGUCACACAACACAAUGCCACAGAUGUCUCAAGUUUUGAGGGAACAUGCAAUUGGCAUGCUGACUGCAUACAUGUCCACCAGAGCUGUUCCCAGAGAAUUGAAUGUUAAUUUCUCUACCAUAAGCCACCUCCAACGUUGUUUUAAAGAGUAUCGGCAGUACAUCCAACCGGCCUCACAACUGCAGAGCAUGUGUAUGGCGUCGUGUGGGUAAGCAGUUUGCUGAUGUCAACAUUGUAAAGAGAGUGCUCCAUGGUGGCGGUGGGGCUAUGGUAUGGGCAGGCAUAAGCUACGGACAGUGAACACAAUUGCAUUUUAUCGAUGGCAAUUUCAAUGCAUUGAAUGCACAAAAAUACCAUGACGGUAAUACCUGCUUGGUAAUUCAACCAAGCAUACUAUAAGUUUAGAUAGCUGGCUGCUAGACUAAUUUAUCAAUCUAAAUAAAUGUAUCUGACAUGGGCUAAUUGAAUGACUGCUGAUGCACAACCAAAUUUCGAAAUUGCACCAAUUAUUCUAACUCUCAACAGUAAGUUGAGACCCCGAUUGAGUUACACAUUUUUUUUUUUGGUGUGUGAGUGAAAUUGGUUCGCGGGCCUACAAACACUGACACAUUCUCCAGAGUAACCCCUCGCUCAAAGACUUUGCGUCUAACCGUCCCCUGAUAUGCUUUAGGAGGGGUUGCAAUAUCAUAGUCCGCGUCGUGCACAGUGGGCUCCCGAAUCCUGCUCCUGUGCCCUAUACCUGGCUCCCAGGUCCCCCCCAAUGGUUUGGAAAGUUCUCUUUCCUCCAGAGGGGGAAAUAUUGUGAAGAAAUUGUUAGAGGCACUUUGGAUCGAGCGCUUCGAUUGCGUUGAGCCAAAGGGUCUGACUGAACAGCUCUCUUUCUCAUCUUUUUUGUAAAUAAGUCCUUCUUUUAUGUCUUUCUUUUGUUAUUCAAGUGGAAUGUAUGUGUAGGAAUCUUGAAUGAUGUUCAUACUCUUGUUUGAAUAACCUGUCUAAUUGCUACUACUGACAGUAUUGACAUGUUUGAUUGACAUGACUAGUGGGACACUCCCCUGCGAGGGUAUAUAGGUGCCUUUUUCUACUCAAGGCUCUGAAGGCUUUUCAUGCCAAACGUAAGCCUAUUGUUUGUCUGUUCCGUCAAUAAAUUGAUCAGAUUUACUAGAAAGAGAAUGCUCCUUUUUCUUUAUUCUCCUUGUUAGUCACAAGUCGAAGUAUCCUGGUGUAUGGAAUGUUUUUUGAAUUUCAAGUCCCUCAGUUGAGCACCUGAUUCCCCUUUUUUGUUUAAGCUGGGCUGAAGCGUGUUUGGGUAUACUUUUGUUUUUCAUCGUACAGUAGAGGUAUGUCUUAUCUUACACUGGCACCUUUUCUGUUGGCUCCCAGGAGAUAACACUCCCAGAGAGAGCAGCCCUUUCAUCAACAACACUGACCAUGACCGAGGAAACUACUACGAUGGCAAGAACAUGGCUCUCUUUGAGGUAUACCACAUGUCAAUGCUUUUGAUAUCAUAAUGUCAUUACAAUGAGGGGAAAAAAGUAUUUGAUCCCCUGCUGAUUUUGUACGUUUGCCCACUGACAAAGAAAUUAUCAGUCUAUAAUUUUAAUGGUAGGUUUAUUUGAACAGUGAGAGACAGAAUAACAACAACAAAAUCCAGAAAGACGCAUGUCAAAAAUGUUAUAAAUUGAUUUGCAUUUUAAUGAGAGAAAUAAGUAUUUGACCCCCUCUCAAUCAGAAAGAUUUCUGGCUCCCAGGUGUCUUUUUAUACAGAUAAUGAACUGAGAUUAGGAGCACACUCUUAAAGGGAGUGCUCCUAAUCUCAGCUUGUUACCUGUAUAAAAGACACCUGUCCACAGAAGCAAUCAAUCAAUCAGAUUCCAAACUCUCCACAUAUGGCCAAGGCCAAAGAGCUCUCCAAGGAUGUCAGGGACAAGAUUGUAGACCUACACAAGGCUGGAAUGGGCUACAAGACCAUAGCCAAGCAGCUUGGUGAGAAGGUGACAACAGUUGGUGCGAUUAUUCGCAAAUGGAAGAAACACAAAAGAACUGUCAAUCUCCCUCGGCCUGGGCCUCCAUGCAAGAUCUCACCUCAUAGAGUUGCAAUGAUCGUGAGAACGGUGAGGAAUCAGCCCAGAACUACACGGGAGGAUCUUGUCAAUGAUCUCAAGGAAGCUGGGACCAUAGUCACCAAGAAAACAAUUGGUAACACACUACGCCGUGAGGGACUGAAAUCCUGCAGCGCCCGCAAGGUCCCCCUGCUCAAGAAAGCACAUACAGGGCCAUCUGAAGUUUGCCAAUGAACAUCUGAAUGAUUCAGAGGAGAACUGGGUGAAAGUGUUGUGGUCAGAUGAGACCAAAAUUGAGCUCUUUGGCAUCAACUCAACUCGCCGUGUAUGGAGGAGGAGGAAUGCUGCCUAUGACCCCAAGAACACCAUCCCCACCGUCAAACAUGGAGGUGGAAACAUUAUGCUUUGGGGGUGUUUUUCUGCUAAGAGGACAGGACAACUUCACCGCAUCAAAGGAACGAUGGACAGGGCCAUGUACUGUCAAAUCUUGGGUGAGAACCUCCUUCCCUCAGCCAGGGCAUUGAAAAUGGGUCGUAUAUGGGUAUUCCAGCAUGACAAUGACCCAAAACACACGGCCAAGGCAACAAAGGAGUGGCUCAAGAAGAAGCACAUUAAGGUCCUGGAGUGGCCUAGCCAGUCUCUAGACCUUAUUCCCAUAGAAAAUCUGUGGAGGGAGCUGAAGGUUCGAGUUGCCAAACGUCAGCCUCGAAACCUUAAUGUCUUGGAGAAGAUCUGCAAAGAGGAGUGGGCCAAAAUCCCUCCUGAGAUGUGUGCAAACCUGGUGGCCAACUACAGGAAACGUCUGACCUCUGUGAUUGCCAACAAGGGUUUUGCCACCAAGUACAAGGUCAUGUUUUGCAGAGGGGUCAAAUACUUAUUUCCCUCAUUAAAAUGCAAAUCAAUUUAUAACAUUUUUUACAUGCGUUUUUCUGGAUUUUUUUGUUGAUAUUCUGUCUUUCACUGUUCAAAUAAACCUACCAUUAAAAUUAUAGACUGAUCAUUUCUUUGUCAGUGGGCAAACGUACAAAAUCAGCAGGGGAUCAAAUACUUUUUUCCCUCACUGUAAUUACCACAGGUUUUAUGCCACUUAACCUAAAGUGGGAGCUAAAUGCUUACCUGGAUUAUGUUGUAGACUACAUAUCAUCCAAACGUGUUGCAUUUGUUUCUUUUAUACUAGGAUGUCUUCAAUGCCAUGGUGUCUCGAUUUCAAUGUCGUUGUGUCCUUAUUGACAGGAAGAGAUUGAGAGCAACCCCAUGGUGUCCUCUCUCCUCAACAAGCUGGCCAACUACACCAACCUCACCCAGGGGGUCACUGAGCACGAGGAGUACGAGAAUGAGGAGGGGGUCACAAAGAUUAGAGUCAAGGUACAGUAUGACCUUUGUGCAUUACUGAGAAGUCAUCCCAGUGGUUCAGUAGAAGACAGACAAUUGUAUUAACUCUCAAUCCACUUGACAAGAAAAUUGUUGUUGUAUCAGAAAAAAAGCUUUAUUAUUAUGGUGCAAACCAACCUUGGCUGGUGAGUGUGAUGGCUGUGCAGCAGCUCCUCUGAGAACAGAGUGAGAAUUUGAGAAUAUAAUGCAGCAUUCUUGUGACCACAGGCUGGGUUCUCUCAGGCUUCUUUUUGGUACAACUGAUGCCAGGCCUCGAGCAAACUUCUUUUAUAUCUGCCUUCACAUCCUUUUAGCUGUUGCUACCAAUACCAACCAAAGAAAUACCCCUACUGUUGCUCUUUAGCGUCAGAGCACCACCGCAAGGCCACAGAAACCAUGCCUCUGUCCCCUGACAAUUACUCCAGCACACCUCCUUGCUGGAGAUCUGAUUGGCUUGGGGAGGGAGGUUGUGGAGACAAAGAGUGGAUCGUAAAGAUGCCACUCCAGGUUGUGAAUGGUCUAUGAACAAGGGCCACAUUGACACUGGUAAAAAGGCGUACAUGAGAACCAACAGCAGUAUUGAGAGAGGGCUGUGUUGUCUUAUGGGAUAUAUGGUAUGUACUGUACUGUAUUUAUGCAGUGGCUGCUUUUUUUGGGUGGGGGGGGGGCACUGUUGAUGUUAUUGUAGGUGUGUUUGGGAGGGUUCUCUGAUCUCAAAAGAGUAGGGGGCGUUGUAACUUUGUGGGGCAUACAGGGGGGGGGGGGGGCGCCUGUGUCAGCAAUCGGUGGAUAACACUGAAAUUGUUAAUUUAUCCUGUGGUGAUCAGGGCAUGGAUUGAAUGGCUGUGAUGAGGUCAAAACAGAUCAUUGUAAAGGUAGCCUGUUACUGUACACUGUGUAGCAUUGUGUUUGGGUGUUAUAUUUGGAUCGUCCUGCUUUCCGAGCUGUAUUACAUGCAAACAGAAACGAUAUAGUAUUAUUUUACUGACUCGUUCUGUUGAUUUCUCUGGAGGACUGCAAGGAUCUCAACGUCAUGUUUUCAACUUAAAAUGCUUUACUGUUAUUAUAUGUGAGAAUGAAGGGGUCAUGCUGACAAUGGGCUGAGCACCGAGGAAGGAUUAAUCUCAGUUAACCCAGGACUAAAAUGUUGCGUAAUUUGUACCAGUGAUGUUUACUUAGACUGUCCACAAGAGAUUAAGGAAGGAUUUACUUCUUAUGUUUUCUUAAAUGCAGAAAGGACAUUGCAAUGUAUUUGAGCAAUAAAUCUGUCCACUCACUGUCUGAAAUGCAUGCCAGUGCAAACUUAAUCCUAUGUCCACUCUCUCCAUAGACCCCAGAAAUUGAAUUAUUGAAGUUCUAAAUUCCAAACUGUGACGCACAUUUAUUCUGCAAUCAAUUUGUCAGUUGCGUUUACAUAAAGUUAUCAGACAAUAUUUGUAAAACUUCACUUACAAACACAAGAAGAUGGAUGGGGGAUGGAACAGGCUUAAAACAAAACAACUUGUGUGGUGAGAAUUGUUGUAGGGGGAUUGGGGUGGUAUGGUUUGCAUGUGACGGUAUUGUAUACGUUUAGUGUAAUGAGUAACCUAGCUAAAUGAUGGGGUUUCCUGAAACUGGGUUUGAAUCGUAUCACUACAGGGCACAGUUAAGCAGCUGACCUCACACCAUUGACGUCACCAUUGUGUUUUUUAUGCUGCCAGUGACCGCGUUCCAACUGAGAUGGUUUGAUGGUUGCUAAUGAGCCAAUUAUAAAAUAAAUAUUUACCAAAUAGUGUACGGCUCUAAGUUUGUCAGCUCUUUUUGCCCACAUUACAUGUGUAGACUAAAAAUAAUCUGCCGGAUAAUGCCAAUUGACCUUGUAAUCUCAGCUGUAAAAUGUAUUGUACAGGAGAUUUAAUCAAGCUAGUCGUCUUGACUACUUUCGAAGGUUAAAAAGUAUUGACAGGAGACAGAAUGCAAUCGGGCCAUCAUCUAAUUGGCCUUCACAUGACUCUUACAGAAUUUCCACGUGGACGGAGAUAUUGGACAUUUUAUCCAAGUCUACUGGAGGAGAAUUUAUUCUUAACUAAGUCAAAUAAUUCUUAACUGAAUUUUUCCAGUGCAAUAUAGGUUUAAGCAAAUCCCCUUAUUGUUUGGGAUACCUUUAAAUGUACCUUCAGAGGUCAUUCAAUAUUCAUCAGUAAAAAAACAAACAGUUUCUGUCUAAAGAGACAAGACUAACAAGGGAAAUACACAAACUAAUAGUACAGGUAGAUAGCAAUAAAAACGGUACUACAGAGACACGAAUAACAAGUUAGAGGAAAACAAAAAGAACUGGAGGAACUUAUUCAAGGAUGAUCUAAUGUAAUCUAUUACGAAAAUAAAGCAAACUGGAUGGAAUAUGGAGAAAAAUGCAACAAAUUCUUCCUGAAUCUCCAACACAGGAAUGCUGCCAAAAUGAAUUUGCAGAAACCCGUUACUAAAGACGGAGUCAGCUAUGAUUCUCUGAAUUAUAUUUUAAAAGAGGAAGCUAAAUAUUUUAAGCAGAAGUUUUACAGAGGAAUAACUUUUUCAGACUGAAUUCUAUCAGUCUGGAAAAAACCCAGGGCUUGAAGUUAAACGGGUAGAGGUAUAUCAAGCCUUUUUUAUAUACUCAAAGCUCCAUUAUUAGCAUGUUUUAUCUACUAUAGAAAUGGUAGUCUGUCAGGUACUCAGUAGAAAGUUCUGAUUUUACUAUUAUUAAAACAAGACCCAGAUGGCAAAUCUAAAGAUCCAGUCCAUCUAAAAAACUGGAGGCCUCUUACACGUCAAUGUUGUGAUUCAAAAAUACUAGUGAAAUAUAUAGCACUCAGAAUUAAAAAGGUUUUACCGGGUAUUGUUUAUCCUGAUCAGACAGGUUUUUUACAUGGAUGAUACAUUGGAGAUAAUAUACGACAACUAGUAGAAAUAAUAGAACAACAUGAAACAUCUAAGAAACCAGGCCUGCUAUUUAUAGCAGAUUUUUAAAAGGACUUUGAUAAAGUAAGACUGGAUUUUAUAUACAUUGCAUUCGUAAAAUAUUCAGACCCCUUGACUUUUUCCACAUUUUGUUACGUUACAGCCUUAUUCUAAAAUUGAUUAAAUUGUUGUUUCACCAAAUCUACACACAAUACCCCAUUUUGUGUGUGUGCAAAUGUAUAUAUAUAAAAAACGGAAAUAUCACAUUUGCAUAAGUAUUCAGACCCUUUACUCAGUACUUUCAAAUCAAAUGUUAUUUGUCAGAUACACGUGUUUAGCAGAUGUUAUUGCGGGUGUAGCGAAAUGCUUGUGCUUCUAGCUCCGACAGUGCAGUAAUAUCUAAAAAGUAAUAUCUAACAACUUCACAACAUAUACCCAAUGCACACAAAUCUAAGUAAGGAAUGGAAUUAUGAAUAUAUACAUAUAUGGACGAGCAAUGACAGAGCGGCAUGGACUAAAAUACAGUAGAAUAUUAUAGAAUGCAGUAUAUACAUAUGAGAUGACUAAUGCAAGAUAUGUAAACAUUAUUAAAGUGACUAGUGUUCCAUUUCUUAAAGUGGUCAGUGAUUUCAAUAGGCAGCAGCAGCCUCUAAUGUGCUAGUGAUGGCUAUUUAACAGUCUGAUGGCCUUGAGAUAGAAGCUGUUUUUCAGUCUCUCGGUCCCCGCUUUGAUGCACCUGUACUGACCUUGCCUUCUGGAUGAUAGCGGGGUGAACAGGCAGUGGCUCAGGUAGUUGAUCUCCUUGAUGAUCUUUUUGGCCUUCCUGUGACAUCGGGUGCUGUAGGUGUCCUGGAGGGUGGGUAGUUUGCCCCCAGUAAUGUAUUCGGCAGACCGCACCACUCUCUGGAGAGCCCUGCGGUUGCGGGUGGUGCAGUUGCCGUACCAGGUGGUGAUGCAGCCCAACAGGAUGCUCUUAAUUGUGCAUCUGUAAAAGUUUGUGGGUUUUAAGUGCCAAGCCAAAUUUCUUCAGCCUCCUGAGGUUGAAGAGUCUCUGUUGCGUCUUCUUCACCACACUGUCUGUGUGGGUGAAUCAAUUCAGUUUGUCAGUGAUGUGUACGCCAAGGAACUUGAAGCAUUCUACCUUCUCCACUGCUGUCCCGUCGAUGUGGAUAGGGGGGUGCACCCUCUGCUGUUUCCUUAAGUCCACGAUCAUCUCCUUUGUUUUGUUGACAUUGAGUGAGAGGUUAUUUUCCUGGCGCCACACUCCCAGAGCCCUCACCUCCUCCCUGUAGGCUGUCUCGUCAUUGUUGGUAAUCAAGCCUACUACUGUUGUGUCGUCUGCAAACUUGAUGAUUUGAGUUGGAGGCGUGCUUGGCCACGCAGUCAUGGGUGAACAGGGAGUACAGGAGGGGGCUGAGCAUGCACCCUUGAGGGGCCCCAGUGUUGAGGAUCAGUGAAGUGGAGAUGUUGUUUCCUACCUUCACCACCUGGGGGUGGCAUGUCAGGAGGUCCAGGACCCAGUUGCACAGGGUGGGGUUCAGACCCAGGGCCUCCAGCUUAAUGAUGAGCUUGGAGGGUACUAUGGUGUUGAAUGCUGAGUUAUAGACAAUGAACAGCAUUCUUACAUACAGUGGGGAGAACAAGUAUUUGAUACACUGCCGAUUUUGCAGGUUUUCCUACUUACAAAGCAUGUAGAGGUCUGUAUUUUAUCAUAGGUACACUUCAACUGAGAGACGGAAUCUAAAACAAAAAUCCAGAAAAUCACAUUGUAUGAUUUUUAAGUAAAUAAUUUGCAUUUUAUUGCAUGACAUAAGUAUUGGAUCACCUACCAACCAGUAAGAAUUCCGGCUCUCACAGACCUGUUAGUUUUUUUAAAAGAAGCCCUCCUGUUCUCCACUCAUUACCUGUAUUAACUGCACCUGUUUGAACUCGUUGCCUGUAUAAAAGACACCUGUCCACACACUCAAUCAAACAGACUCCAACCUCUCCACAAUGGCCAAGACCAGAGAGCUGUGUAAGGACAUCAGGGAUAAAAUUGUAGACCUGCACAAGGCUGGGAUGGGCUACAGGACAAUAGGCAAGCAGCUUGGUGAGAAGGCAACAACUGUUGGCGCAAUUAGUAGAAAAUGGAAGAAGUUCAAGAUGACGGUCAAUCACCCUCGGUCUGGGGCUCCAUGCAAGAUCUCACCUCGUGGGGUAUCAAUGAUCAUGAGGAAGGUGAGGGAUCAGCCCAGAACUACACGGCAGGACCUGGUCAAUGACCUGAAGAGAGCUGGGACCACAGUCUCAAAGAAAACCAUUAGUAACACACUACGCCGUCAUGGAUUAAAAUCCUGCAGCGCACGCAAUGUCCCCCUGCUCAAGCCAGCGCAUGUCCAGGCCCGUCUGAAGUUUGCCAAUGACCAUCUGGAUGAUCCAGAGGAGGAAUGGGAGAAGGUCAUGUGGUCUGAUGAGACAAAAAUAUAGCUUUUUGGUCUAAACUCCACUCGCCGUGUUUGGAGGAAGAAGAAGGAUGAGUACAACCCCAAGAACACCAUCCCAACCGUGAAGCAUGGUGGUGGAAACAUAAUGGAUGCUUUUUUAUGCAAAGGGGACAGGACGACUGCACCGUAUUGAGGGGAGGAUGGAUGGGGCCAUGUAUCGCGAGAUCUUGGCCAACAACCUCCUUCCCUCAGUAAGAGCAUUGAAGAUGGGUCGUGGCUGGGUUUUCCAGCAUGACAACGACCCGAAACACACAGCCAGGGCAACUAAGGAGUGGCUCCGUAAGAAGCAUCUCAAGGUCCUGGAGUGGCCUAGCCAGUCUCCAGGCCUGAACCCAUUAGAAAAUCUUGCUGAAAGUCCGCAUUGCCCAGCGACAGCCCCGAAACCUGAAGGAUCUGGAGAACGUCUGUAUGGAGGAGUGGGCCAAAAUCCCUGCUGCAGUGUGUGCAAACCUGGUCAAGACCUACAGGAAACUUAUGAUCUCUGUAAUUGCAAACAAAGGUUUCUGUACCAAAUAUUAAGUUCUGCUUUUCUGAUGUAUCAAAUACUUAUGUCAUGCAAUAAAAUGCAAAUUAAUUACUUAAAAAUCAUACAAUGUGAUUUUCUGGAUUUUUGUUUUAGAUUCCGUCUCUCACAGUUGAAGUGUACCUAUGAUAAAAAUUACAGACCUCUACAUGCUUUGUAAGUAGGAAAACCUGCAAAAUCGGCAGUGUAUCAAAUACUUGUUCUCCCCACUGUUUGUAUUCCUCUUGUCCAGGUGGGAUAGGACAGUGUGCAGUGUGAUGGCGAUUGCAUCGUCUGUGGAUCUAUUGGGGCGGUAAGCAAAUUGAAGUGGGUCUAGGGUGACCGGUAAGGUAGAGGUGAUAUGACAACAAAAAAAGAUGAUCCUUGACUAGUCUCUCAAAGCACUUCAUGAUGACAGAGGUGAGUGCUACGGGACGAUAGUCAUUUAGUCCAGUCCCUUUUGCUUUCUUGGGUACUUGAACAAUGGUGGCCAUCUUGAAGCAUGCGGGGACAGCAGACUGGGAUAGGGAGAGAUUGAAUAUGUCUGUAAACACACCAGCCAGCUGGUCUGCGCAUGCUCUGAGGACGCGGCUAGGGAUGCUGUCUGGGCCGGCAGCCUUGCGGGGGUUAACAUGCUUAAAUGUCUUACUCACGUCGGCCACGGAGAAGGACCUUUUGGCAGUGAUUACAUCCUCGAGGCUUCUUGGGUAUGACGCUACAAGCUUGGGGCACAUGUAUUUGGCGAGUUUCUCCCAUUCUUCUCUGCAGAUCCUCUCAAGCUCUGGCAGGUUGUAUGGGGAGCAUCCCUGCACAGCUAUUUUCAGGUCUCUCCAGAGAUGUUCGAGUGGGUUCAAGUCUGGGCUCUGGCUGGGCCACUCAAGGACAUUCAGAGACUUGUCCCGAUGCCAUUCCUGCGUUGUCUUGGCUGUGUGCUUAGGGUUGUUGUCCUUUUAGAAGGUGAACCUCCACCCCAGUCUGAGGUCCUGAGUGCUCUGGAGCAUCUUUCCUUCAAUGAUCUUUCUCUUCCCUUGAUCCUGACUAUUCUCUGCCACUGAAAAACAUCCCAAAGCAUGAUGCUGCCACCACCAUGCUUCACGGUAGGGAUGGUGCCAGGUUUCCUCCAGACGUGACGCUUGGUAUUCAGGCCAAAGAGUUCAAUCUUGGUUUCAUCAGACCAGAUAAUCUUGUUUCUCAUGGUCUGAGAGUCCUUUAGGUGCCUUUUGGCAAACUCAAAGCGGACUGUCAUGUGCCUUUUAUUGAAGAGUGGCUUCCGUCUGGCCACUCUACCAUAAAGGCCUGAUUGUUGGAGUGCUGCAGAGAUGGUAGUCUUUCUGGAAGGUUCUCCCAUCUCCCCAGAGGAACUCUGGAGCUCUUUCAGAGUGACAAUUUGGGUUCUUGGUCACCUCCCUGACCAAUGCCCUUGUCUCCCGAUUGCUCAGUUUGGCCGGGCGGCCAGCUCUAGGAAGAGUCUUGGUGGUUCCAAACUUCUUCCAUUUAAAAAUGAUGGAGGCCACUGUGUUCUUGGGGACCUUCAAUGCUGCAUAACUUUUUUGGUACCCUUCCCCAGAUCUGUGCCUUGACACAAUCCUGUCUCGGAGCUCUACGGACAAUUCCUUCGACCUCAUAGCUUGUUUUUUGCUCUGACAUGCACUGUCAACUGUGGGACCUUAUAUAGAAGGUGUGUGCCUUUCCAAAUUAUGUUCAAUCAAUUGAAUCUACCACAGGUGGACUCCAAUCAAGUUGUAGAAAUAUCUCAAGGAUAAUCAAUGGAAACAGGAUGCACCUGAGCUCAAUUUCGAGUCUCAUAGCAAAGGGUCUGAAUACUUAUAAGGUAUUUCAGUUUUUUCUUUUUAAUACAUUUGCUAACAUUUCUAAAAACCUGUUUUUGCUUUGUCAAGAUGGGGUAUUGUGUGGAGAUUGGUUAGGGGAAAAAAACAAUUUUAUAAAUUUUAUAAUAAGGCUGUAAUAUAACAAAAUGUGGAAAAAUUGAAGAGCUCGGGAAAUACUUUCCGAAUGCACUGUAUAAAUGCCUGGAUUUUCUUCAAUUUCAGUGAGACUCUUAUUCAAUGGGUAAAAGUAAUGUAUAGCAACCCCAGGUGUAAAAUAGUAAAUAGUGGCCACUUCUCAGACAGUUUUGAAUUGUCAAGAGGAGUUAAACAAGGGUGUCUGCUGUCACCAUAUCUAUUCGUUAUGGCCAUCAAAAUGCUAACUAUUAAAAUCAGAUCAAAUAACAACAUUAGAGGAUUAGAAAUCCAAGGCUUAAAAACAAAGGUGACCGUGUAUGCCGACGACUCAAGUUUUAUAUUAAGUCCGCAAGCUAGAUCCCUGCAAUAUCUCAUUGAAGGUAACACUUCUGGACUCUCUGGGCUAAAACCUAAUUAUGGUAAGUGUAACAUAUUACGUAUUAAAACAUUAAUUUCAAUAGGUAACUAGUAGAAAUAGACAAGAUCCUGCAACCAUGGAGAGGUAAAUACCGGUCUAUUUAUGGAAGAAUUACACUGAUUAACUCCUUAGUCAUAUCUCAUUUUACUCACUUACAUAUGGCGCUAGCUACUCCUGAAACUUUUUACUUAGAUUACUAAGAAAAGCUUAUCCAUUAUAAAAAAAUGGCCUUUUUGCCUUUGUGCAGAUUGCCAUGUCUAAUUUUCAUUUUUUUUAAAUAAAACCUUUUUCAAAGUAUCUCUCUUUUUCAAACAAGCAUUGCAGAGCUGGUUACAAUACCAAUUUCAUCCCCCUGAAAAGAUAGAAUAAAUAUGACAAUAAAUAUUAUGGUUGAACUCAAAUGUGCCGGUUGAGAAAAUACCUGUAUUUAUGGAAAAUAUAUUUGAAAAAGGGUAUUUUGUUUUUAAAUGAUAUUGGAAUGGUAGAGUUAUGAAUUGUAUGGGAAGGUCUGCUCAAUCGAGCCGAUAGGUCGCUGGUUUGGGUCCCUGUUUUGACUUGGUGGGAGAUCUGUGAACGUGCCCUUGGGUAGGGUGUUGACCCUGGUUGCUUCUGUGGGCCGCUCUGUUAGAUGACUGAAUGUAAUGUAAAUGUUGAGCGGCUUCACUACAGGUAGAUUGUAUGUUUUAAUAUUCAAUAAAUGAAAAAUAAAUAAAAAUAAAAUAAAAUACAGGAUUGUACAAUAUUAUAUUGUAUUGUACUCUUUAUUGCGGCGUUACAGUAUACCUUACAAGGCCCUACUGUACCAUAACCUGACUCAUGGUAAUCCUAUCUCCUCUUCCCUGGCCCUCUACAUUGGCACCUCUAGAGUCCUCAGAUGGGCACAUUCAUCGGUGUGUACCUGCCCUGCAUGCAGAACCUCCUGGGAGUCAUCCUCUUCCUGCGUCUUACCUGGAUCGUUGGCACCGCUGGCAUCAUGGAGUCCUUCGCUAUUGUCGUCAUGUGCUGCACCUGUGUGAGUACUUUUCAAUAGAACUAUGUAAGAGUACUAAGGUGUGAGUAAUAUAGGUCUACAAUACAUCUAGUAUGACUAUUUACUUUCCUCCCUUUUGACUACCGUAAUUUUCGGACUAUAAACCGCGCCUUUUUCCCAUUUUUCGACCCUGCGGCUUAUAUAACGGUGCGGCUAAUCUAUGGAUUUUUACAGCUAACGGCCACUAGAAGACCUCCUAAAUCUAUGGAUUUUACAGGUUACAGUCCACCAACUUUAACUCUAUGGGCUCUAUGACCGGUCCGCGCCCCCCACCUUUAAGCGGCGGGCUCCAGCAGGAAAAGCUGGAGGCCGGAAAAGAGUGAGACGGGUAUCGCGUGGAACCGAGAGUGGUACGAGAGACAGAACGAGAGACAGAACGAGAGCAAGACAGACAGACAUUACGAGAGCGAGACAGUUUGUCUCUUUCCCGACAAUCCCCUCUGUGCACGAACCCUUACAUAUGGUAAUUAAACAUUAAAACACCUGCGGCUUAUAGUCCAGUGCGGCUUAUAUAUGUACACAUCAUUCAAUAUCAUUCAAUUUAGCUGCUGCGGCUUAUACUCCGGUGCGCCUUAUAGUGCGGAAAAUACGGUAUUUACUUUCCUUUCUUUUUUUUCUUCUUUAUUGGGGGUGGGGGAGUUUACCCCCCUUUUUUUCUCCCCAAUUUCGUGGUAUCCAAUUGGUAGUUACAGUCUUGUCCCAUCGCUGCAACUCCCGUACGGACACGGGAGAGGCGAAGGUCGAGAGUCGUGCGUCCUCCGAAACACAACCCAACCUAGCCGCACUGCUUCUUGACACAGUGCCCACUUAACCCGGAAGCCAGCCGCACCAAUGUGCCGGAGGAAACACCGUACACCUGGCGACCGAGUUAGCGUGCCAAACCCUCCCCUACCCUGGACGGCGCUGGGCCAAUUGUGCGCCACCCCAUGGGUCUCCCGGUCGCGGCCGGCUACGACAGAGCUCUAACCAGGAUCUCUAGUGGCACAGCUAGCACUGCGAUGCAGUGCCUUAGACCACUGCGCCACUCGGGAGGCACUUUACUUUUCUUUCUUUUGGGGAGUUUCAUGUACUAUACUGUAGUAUUCUCUGUCUAUCUUAGCCAUCUCAUUUUUCACUCCCUGAGGAAAUUGUAUCCAUACACCCAACAAUGCUAGUAUUUUGUAUUUUUUCCUCCCUUACAGACCAUGCUGACAGCGAUAUCAAUGAGCGCUAUUGCAACAAAUGGUGUAGUGCCAGGUAAUGCCAGUUCAACUUAUUUUCACCUUGAAUAAGAAACCUCAACCUGUGAUUUUAUGGAGACAUGGUUAUUUAACACUAUAGUACUGUCAAUAUUUUACCUUGGUGGUUUACUUUGGUGGUUUUACCUGGAUCUGUUCUCUUUCCCCAUGCAGCCGGAGGCUCCUACUACAUGAUCUCCAGGUCUUUGGGACCAGAGUUUGGUGGGGCUGUGGGCUUGUGCUUCUACCUUGGCACAACGUUCGCUGGCUCCAUGUACAUUCUGGGUACUAUUGAAAUCCUACUGGUAAGGAUGGAACAGAAUGCCUGGUCAUGAUAUACUGUAGGAUGUACACAAUGUUUCGAGCCAGGCGUUUUUAAUGACCGCAUGACUCUUCCAGAAGUUGAUACCUUGUUAUAGCCUAUAACAAUGGCCCAGAGUUUUUCCUGAACAUGUCACAUGGUCAGGCCCAAACAAUGUUUCAUGAAGUUAGUGUCCUAGCUGUCUCCUAUUCUUGUUCCAGACGUACAUCGUGCCGAACAAUGCAGUGUUUGUGGCAGAGAAGAAGGAGGACGAGACGGAAGCCAUGCUGAAUAACAUGCGUGUGUACGGGACCUGCUGUCUGGCACUUAUGGCUCUAGUGGUGUUUGUGGGGGUCAGAUAUGUCAACAAGCUGGCCCUGGUCUUCCUGACCUGUGUGGUGCUCUCCAUCAUGGCUAUCUACGCCGGAGUCAUCAAGACCGUCAUAGAACGACCAGACUUCCCGUGAGUUCGAUUUAUGAGUUAUAGUUAGUCUAUUGGCAUAGGAAAUGCUUGUGCCUAUGUUUGUCUAGUCAGAGUAAUAUGCACACUGUAUAUGACCAGUCAUCUGAUCUUAUAGGGCUGAUAUCAGAGAGACACAUAUUAAUAGACUCUUUUAUGCAGCGGUUACAGUGGCCAAAAGGAAAAUAUUAUAUUUUCUUUACACAAGAAAAUCUCCUUAUGGAUAUUUGUAUGUUUCCUACAGAAUCUGUCUCCUGGGGAACCGUUCCUUGCAGAACCACAACUUUGAGAAGUGUUUGAAGACUGAGGUGAUCAAGAACGUGACGUAUACCACCAAGCUGUGGGAGCUGUUCUGUGGCAGCCCCCACCUCAACGCUACCUGUGAUGAAUAUUUUACCCUGAACAACGUGACUGAGAUCCAGGGCAUCCCAGGCCUGCUCAGCGGGGUCAUCAAAGGUCAGCCACAACCCACUGUCUGGGGAACAUUACUACACUGGACAGGCUUGGUGAAGACCAACACAGUAGAAAUGUUACCAGGCCUACUACAUUCUUACUACUAGUUACUCACUUACCAUGGUCAUAUCAUAACUUAUCAAAGUAUUAUCAUGAACAACGCAGACUGGGAAGAGACACACACACACAGGCACACACACACGCUAACACACGUACAUUGUAAUGUUAUAAUAUUGUUGCAUUGUGGUAUUAUACAUGUUGUAUUGUAGAUAUUUAGUGGUAGAGUAGUGGUGUAAUAAUGUGUUACAGUGAGGGAAAAAAAGUAUUUGAUCCCCUUUGCCCACUGACAAAGACAUGAUCAGUCUAUAAUUUGAAUGGUAGGUUUAUUUGAACAGUGAGAGACAGAAUAACAACAUAAAAUUCCAGAAAAACGCAUGUCAAAAAUGUUAUAAAUUGAUUUGCAUUUUAAUGAGGGAAAUAAGUAUUUGACCCCUCUGCAAAACAUGACUUAGUACUUGGUGGCAAAAAAUCACAGAGGUCAGACGUUUCUUGUAGUUGGCCACCAGGUUUGCACACAUCUCAGGAGGGAUUUUGUCCCACUCCUCUUUGCAGAUCUUCUCCAAGUCAUUAAGGUUUCGAGGCUGACGUUUGGCAAUUAGAGGAUGAGGAUCUCAUCUCGGUACCUAAUGGCAGUCAGGCUUCCUCUGGCGAGCACAUGGAGGCUCCUGAGUGGCGCAGUGGUCUAAGGCACUGCAUCGCAGUGCUAACUGUGCCACUAGAGAUCCUGGUUCGAAUCCAGGCUCUGUCGCAGCCGGCCGCGACCGGGAGACUCAUGGGCGGCGCACAAUUGGCCCAGCGUCGUCCAGGGUAGGGGAGGGAAUUGUUGCCCUCCUACGGCCUCCUCCACGUCUCCUGAUGUACUGGCCUGUCUCCUGGUAGCGCCUCCAUGCUCUGGACACUACGCUGACAGACACAGCAAACCUUCUUGCCACAGCUCGCAUUGAUGUGCCAUCCUGGAUGAGCUGCACUACCUGAGCCACUUGUGAAAUGUAUUGUCAAUCAGUGUUGCUUCCUAAGUGGACAGUUUGAUUUCACAGAAGUGUGAUUGACUUGGAGUUACAUUGUGUUGUUUAAGUGUUCCCUUUAUUUUUUUGAGCAGUGUAUUUUUUAAAUGGUGAUGUAGUUGCCUUAAUCUUGUUUGGACCCCAGCAACCGUAGCUGCUGCCUUGGCAGUGGCUAAUGGGGAUCCUUAUACAAAUUCCAGGUUUGUCUUCUCAACCUGUUGUUUGAAUUAGGAAGUCAAAAUAGUUCUAUCUUUUUUUGUGUUAUUUCUCAAUUGGAAUACAUGUGUUAUUGCAUAAUACAAAUGUUUAAAUGGCUAAUGACAAAACAUUUGGAUAUAAACAGUUUAUAGUCUACUAUAAUGUGACUCCUCUGUGUCCCCCUUAGACAACAUGUGGGGUGACUACGGGCCGAGUGGGAUGUUGGUAGAGAAGAAGAAUCUGUCGUCUGUCCCAGCCCAGGAUAACUCCAGAGAUAUCUACAAGCCUUACAUCUUCAAUGACAUCUCAACCUUCUUCACUCUGCUGGUGGGAAUCUACUUCCCCUCUGUCACAGGUUGGUAUAUCGGCCAUAUUGGCACCAUAGACAUAAUGUAGCUACCAUAAUAUUACAUUAUUUAUUGAUUGGCACCCUCAAGCAGAUUGUAGCGGUGCUACUGUAACUUACGGUUUGGAAGAACUAUGUAUUUUCUGUUAUGGUGUUUUCUGCUUCAUGUAUGAUAGUGAUUUCCUGAAUUUCAACUUCUGUACAGUGGGGGAAAAAAGUAUUUAGUCAGCCACCAAUUGUGCAAGUUCUCCCACUUAAAAAGAUGAGAGGCCUGUAAUUUUCAUCAUAGGUACACGUCAACUAUGACAGACAAAAUGAGAAAAAUAAAUCCAGAAAAUCACAUUGUAGGAUUUUUUAUGAAUUUAUUUGCAAAUUAUGGUGGAAAAUAAGUAUUUGGUCAAUAACAAAAGUUUCUCAAUACUUUGUUAUAUACCCUUUGUUGGCAAUGACACAGGUCAAACGUUUUCUGUAAGUCUUCACAAGGUUUUCACACACUGUUGCUGGUAUUUUGGCCCAUUCCUCCAUGCAGAUCUCCUCUAGAGCAGUGAUGUUUUGGGGCUGUCGCUGGGCAACACAGACUUUCAACUCCCUCCAAAGAUUUGCUAUGGGAUUAAGGUCUGGAGACUGGCUAGGCCACUCCAGGACCUUGAAAUGCUUCUUACGAAGCCACUCUUUCGUUGCCCGGGCGGUGUGUUUGGGAUCAUUGUCAUGCUGAAAGACCCAGCCACGUUUCAUAUUCAAUGCCCUUGCUGAUGGAAGGAGGUUUUCACUCAAAAUCUCACGAUACAUGGCCCCAUUCAUUCUUUCCUUUACACGGAUCAGUCGUCCUGGUCCCUUUGCAGAAAAACAGCCCCAAAGCAUGAUGUUUCCACCCCCAUGCUUCACAGUAGGUAUGGUGUUCUUUGGAUGCAACUCAGCAUUCUUUGUCCUCCAAACACGACGGGUUGAGUUUUUACCAAAAAGUUGUAUUUUGGUUUCAUCUGACCAUAUGACAUUCUCCCAAUCCUCUUCUGGAUCAUCCAAAUGCACUCUAGCAAACUUCAGACGGGCCUGGACAUGUACUGGCUUAAGCAGGGGGACACGUCUCGCACUGCAGGAUUUGAGUCCCUGGCGGCGUAGUGUGUUACUGAUGGUAGGCUUUGUUACUUUGGUCCCAGCUCUCUGCAGGUCAUUCACUAGGUCCCCCCGUGUGGUUCUGGGAUUUUUGCUCACCGUUCUUAUGAUCAUUUUGACCCCACGGGGUGAGAUCUUGCGUGGAGCCCAAGAUCGAGGGAGAUUAUCAGUGGUCUUGUAUGUCUUCCAUUUCCUAAUAAUUGCUCCCACAGUUGAUUUCUUCAAACCAAGCUGCUUACCUAUUGCAGAUUCAGUCUUCCCAGCCUGGUGCAGGUCUACAAUUUUGUUUCUGGUGUCCUUUGACAGCUCUUUGGUCUUGGCCAUAGUGGAGUUUGGAGUGUGACUGUUUGAGGUUGUGGACAGGUGUCUUUUAUACUGAUAACAAGUUCAAACAGGUGCCAUUAAUACAGGUAACGAGUGGAGGACAGAGGAGCCUCUUAAAGAAGUUACAGGUCUGUGAGAGGCAGACAUUUUGCUUGUUUGUAGGUGACCAAAUACUUAUUUUCCACCAUAAUUUGCAAAUAAAUUCAUUAAAAAUCCUACAAUGUGAUUUUCUGGAAUUUUUUUCUCCUCAUUUUGUCUGUCAUAGUUGACUUGUACCUAUGAUGAAAAUUACAGGCCUCUCUCAUCUUUUUAAGUGGGAGAACUUGAACAAUUGGUGGCUGACUAAAUACUUUUUCCCCCACUGUAUGUGUGUGUUUCUGUCACAGGAAUCAUGGCGGGCUCCAACAGAUCUGGAGACCUGAGAGAUGCCCAGAGAUCUAUUCCCAUCGGCACCAUCCUGGCCAUAGCAACUACUUCUUUUAUUUGUAUCCUUGGGGAAACCGGUGUGGUGUGUUUGUGUGUGGUGUGUGUCCAUGUAUGAUCUGUGAUAAAGCACUAUUUCUAUCUUAAACACAACUCCCAGACAUGACCUGUGUGGUCCUAUUUGGUGCCUGUAUCGAGGGUGUCGUUUUGAGAGACAAGUAAGUACUAUUUAAGCAUUAUCUUUAUAAUGAAAAGUGCUAUAUAAAAUACAGUGCCUUGCAAAAGUAUUCAUCCCCCUUGGUGUUUUUCCUAUUUUGUUGCAUUACAACCUGUAAUUUAAAUGGAUUUUUAUUUGCAUUUAAUGUAAUGGACAUACACAAAAUAGUCCAAAUUGGUGAAGUGGAAUGAAAAAAAUUACUUGUUUUCAAAAAAGUGUAAAAACAAAAAAAUGGAAAAGUGGUACGUGCAUAUGUAUUCACCCCUUUUUGCUAUGAUGCCCCUAAAUAAGAUCUGGUGCAACCAAUUACCUUCAGAAGUCACAGAGUCUGCAACAACACUAAGCAAGAGGCACCACCAAGGAAGCGGCACCAUGAAGACCAAGGAGCUCUCUAAACAGGUCAGGGACUAAGUUGUGGAGAAGUACAGAUCAGGGUUGGGUUAUAAAAAAAUAUCCAAAACUUUGAACAUCCCAAGGAGCACCAUUGAAUCCAUUAUUAAAAAAUGGAAAGAAUAUGGCACCACAACAAACCUGCUAAGAGAUGGCCGCCCACCAAAACUCACAGACCAGGCAAGGAGGGCAUUAAUCAGAGAGGCAACAAAGAGACCAAAGAUAACCAUGAAGGAGCUGCAAAGCUCCACAGCGGAGAUUGGAGUAUCUGUCCAUAGGACCACUUUAAGCCGUACACUCCACAGAGCUGGGCUUUACAGAAGAGUGAAAAAAAAGCCAUUGCUUAAAGAAAAAAAGAACCAAACACCAGCGGAACCCAUCCAACUUGAAGGAGCUGGAGCAGUUUUGCCUUGAAGAAUGGGCAAAUAUCCCAGUGGCUAGAUGUGUCAAUUUUAUAGAGACAUACCCCAAGAGACUAGUAGCUGUAGUUGCUGCAAAAGGUGGCUCUUCAAAGUGGUAGGCAUGUUGUUUAAAUCAAUGAAACAACCCCCCCAAAAAACAAUUUUAAUUCCAGAUUGUAAGGCAAGAAAAUAGUAAAAAUGCCAAGGGGGGUGAAUACUUUCGCAAGCCACUGUACAUCUAUUAUUAUUAUUAUUAUUAUUAUUAUUCCACAGUUAGUAUUCCAAGUAAGUACUAUUAUUAUUUACAACAUGUCAAUAGCUGUUAUGUCAUUAUGUAACUUUGAUGCGGAAGCCUUCACUGCUCUGUAUCAUUUCUAUAUCAAAUAUCUAUUUGUGUCAUUCAUACAGAUAGCCCCUUGUUGCGCAUUUAGAAGGAAAGACUGCACGUAAACGGACAGCGUUGUAAAGAGAACAUUGUGUGCCAAUAAGUUCAAUGUCAUGAUGUAGGGUGUUUAGCUGUUCUGUCCCAAUCAGCCUAAGCUUAUUACAUGGGUUUUUCAUGAUGUGUACAGUAUGUGCUCAGAUUUAUGUCUCUCAAUUUGUCUGUCUUUCUUUCAGUCUAGUUCUGUUCUGUACAAUAUCAAAUAAAAUACAAUUUUAUUGGCUACAUGCGCCAAAUACAACAGGUGCAGACAUUACAGUGAAAUGCUUACUUACAGCCCUUAACCAACAGUGCAUUAAUUUUUUUAUAAAAAAGUUAAAUAAAACAACAACAAAAAAAUUGUUGAAUAAAAGAGCAGAAGUAAAAUAAAAUAACAGUAGGGAGGCUAUAUAUACAGGGGGGUACCGGUGCAGAGUCAAUGUGCGGGGGCACCGGCUAGUUGAGGUAGUUGAAGUAAUAUGUACAUGUGGGUAGAGUUAAAGUGACUAUGCAUAAAUAAUUAACAGAGUAGCAGCAGCGUAAAAAGAUGGGGUGGGGGGCAGUGCAAAUAGUCCGGGUAGCCAUGAUUAGCUGUUCAGGAGUCUUAUGGCUUGGGGGUAGAAGCUGUUGAGAAGUCUUUUGGACCUAGACUUGGCACUCCGGUACCGCUUGCCGUGCGGUAGCAGAGAGAACAGUCUAUGACUAGGGUGGCUGGAGUCUUUGGCAAUUUUGAGGGCCUUCCUCUGACACCGCCUGGUAUAGAGGUCCUGGAUGGCAGGAAGCUUGGCCCCAGUGAUGUACUGGGCCGUACGCACUACCCUCUGUAGUGCCUUGCGGUCGGAGGCCAAGCAGUUGCCAUACCAGGCGGUGAUGCAACCAGUCAGGAUGCUCUUGAUGGUGUAGCUGUAGAAUUUUUUCAGGAUCUGAGGACCCAUACCAAAUCUUUUCAGUCUCCUGAGGGGGAAUAGGCUUUGUCGUGCCCUCUUCACGACUGUCUUGGUGUGUUUGGACCAUGAUAGUUCGUUGGUGAUGUGGACACCAAGGAACUUGAAGCUCUCAACCUGUUCCACUACAGCCCCGUCGAUGAGAAUGGGGGUGUGCUCAGUCCUCUUUUUUUUUCCUGUAGUCCACAAUCAUCUCCUUUGUCUUGGUCACGUUGAGGGAGAGGUUGUUAUCCUGGCACCACACGGCCAGGUCUCUGACCUCCUCCCUAUACAGUACCUGUGUUUUGUAUAACAUUCAACUGUGUGUGUUUCUGCUACAGGUUUGGGGACUCGGUUAAGAAGAACUUGGUGAUUGGAACUCUGGCAUGGCCUUCUCCGUGGGUAAUCGUGAUUGGCUCCUUCUUCUCCUGCUGUGGGGCAGGGCUGCAGAGUCUCACCGGCGCCCCUCGCCUGUUGCAGGCCAUAGCACGCGAUGGGAUCGUCCCCUUCCUGCAGGUAAGAAGGUCCUAUAGACUCUGUCCUUGCUAUUGCAUCUGGACAACAGAAACACUUCAGCUAGUCUCUCUCUCUCUCUCUCUCUCUCUCUCUCUCUCUCUCUCUCUCUCUCUCUCUCUCUCUCUCUCCCCCCCCCUUUAGGUGUUUGGUCAUGGUAAAGCCAAUGGGGAACCUACCUGGGCCCUCUUGAUGACUGCUGGGAUCUGUGAGAUUGGAAUCCUCAUUGCAUCACUGGAUGCUGUUGCCCCCAUUCUCUCAAUGUGAGUGUUUCGCUCAUUGUGAAUAAUCUUGCCUCAAUGCGAGUAUUUAUUUUCUUCACGGUCUGUGUGUAAAUCUACCAAAUGUGAGUUUGUGUCAGGUGUUUCAGUUGUUUAUUUUGUUUUGUUUUUUACUUCAUGAAUUCUAUAGUGCUUACAGUGAGGGAAAAAAGUAUUUGAUCCCCUGCUGAUUUUGCACGUUUGCCCACUGACAAAGACAUGAUCCUGAGUUCGAAUCCAGGCUCUGUUGUAGCCGGCCGCGACCGGGAGACCCAUGGGGCGGCGCACAAUUGGCCCAGCGUCGUCCAGGGUAGGGGAGGGAAUGGCCGGCAGGGGAUGUAGCUCAGUUGGUAGAGCAUGGCGUUUGCAACGCCAGGGUUGUGGGUUCGAUAAAGUAAUGUAUGCGCUAACUGUAAGUCGCUCUGGAUAAGAGCGUCUGCUAAAUGACUAAAAUGUAAAUGUAAAUGUAAUGAUCAGUCUAUACUUUUAAUGGUAGGUUUAUUUGAACAGUGAGUGACAGAAUAAUAACAAAAAAAUCCAGAGAAACGCAUGUCAAAAAUGUUAUAAAUUGAUUUGCAUUUUAAUGAGGGAAAUAAGUAUUUGACCCCUCUGCAAAACAUGACUUUGUACUUGGUGGCAAAACCCUUGUUGGCAAUCACAGAGGUCAGACGUUUUCUGUAGUUGGCCACCAGGUUUGCACACAUCUCAGGAGGGAUUUUGUCCCACUCCUCUUUGCAGAUCUUCUCCAAGUCAUUAAGGUUUCGAGGCUGACGUUUGGCAACUCGAACAGCUCCCUCCACAGAUUUUCUAUGGGAUUAAGGUCUGGAGACUGGCUAGGCCACUCCAGGACCUUAAUGUGCUUCUUCUUGAGCCACUUCUUUGUUGCCUUGGCCGUGUGUUUUGGGUCAUUGUCAUGCUGGAAUACCCAUCCACGACCCAUUUUCAAUGCCCUGGCUGAGGGAAGGAGGUUCUCACCCAAGAUUUGACGGUACAUGGCCCCGUCCAUCGUCCCUUUGAUGUUGUCCUUAGCAGAAAAACACCCCCAAAGCAUAAUGUUUCCACCUCCAUGUUUGACGGUGGGGGAUAGUGUUCUUGGGGUCAUAGGCAGCAUUCCUCCUCCUCCAAACACGGCGAGUUGAGUUGAUGCCAAAGAGCUCCAUUUUGGUCUCAUCUGACCACAACACUUUCACCCAGUUCUCCUCUGAAUCAUUCAGAUGUUCAUUGGCAAACUUCAGACGGCCCUGUAUAUGUGCUUUCUUGAGCAGGGGGACCUUGCGGGCGCUGCAGGAUUUCAGUCCUUCACGGCGUAGUGUGUUACCAAUUGUUUUCUUGGUGACUAUGGUCCCAGCUGCCUUGAGAUCAUUGACAAGAUCCUCCCGUGUUGUUCUGGGCUGAUUCCUCACCGUUCUCAUGAUCAUUGCAACUCCACGAGGUGAGAUCUUGCAUGGAGCCCCAGGCCGAGGGAGAUUGACAGUUAUUUUGUGUUUCUUCCAUUUGCGAAUAAUCGCACCAACUGUUGUCACCUUCUCACCAAGCUGCUUGGCGAUGGUGUUGUAGACCAUUCCAGCCUUGUGUGGGUCUACAAUCUUGUCCCUGACAUCCUUGGAGAGCUCUUUGGUCUUGGCCAUGGUGGAGAGUUUGGAAUCUGAUUGAUUGAUUGCUUCUGUGGACAGGUGUCUUUUAUACAGGUAAUAAACUGAGAUUAGGAGCACUCCCUUUUAGUCACCUGGGAGCCAGAAAUCUUUCUGAUUGAGAGGGGGUCAAAUACUUAUUUCCCUCAUUAAAAUGCAAAUCAAUUUAUAACAUUUUUGACAUGUGUUUUUCUGGAUUUUUUUGUUGUUAUUCUGUCUCUCACUGUUCAAAUAAACCUACCAUUUAAAAUUAUAGACUGAUCAUUUCUUUGUCAGUGGGCAAACAUACAAAAUCAGCAGGGGAUCAAAUACUUUUUUCCCUCACUGUACCUGAGUAUUGUUUGAAUUGCAAGGGAAAUCCCAAUCCUUUCUCCUCUGUGAAUCCUACCUCUCAUUGCCCUUUUAAAAGGCCUGUUGGUCUGAAGUAAGUCACUUUUCUUUGUCUUUUCUGUGGGGAUGGGUUUCAGGUUUUUCCUGAUGUGCUACCUGUUUGUCAACCUAGCCUGUGCCGUCCAGACACUGCUACGCACUCCCAACUGGAGGCCCAGGUUUAAGUUCUACCACUGGUGAGUUCAUUUCUCAUUCCAAAAGCACCAAAUGCUAUUAUAUUCCAUUCUGGACCUUUGGACCCACAAGGAGUGCAGGUGUUUUUUUCAACAAAGCACUAACCCACCUGAUUCACCCAAUCAACUAAUCAUCAAGCCCUUGAUUAAUUAAAUCAGGUGUGUUAGUGUUUGUAUGGUAUAAAAGUAGAUGUCCAAGAAAGACCAGGACUAAGGAACACUGACCUAAUGUCUAGCCAAACAAUAAGGCCAAUCAAUAAGCCCCUGUUGUCCUGUUCUCUGGUCCCUGCAGGACUCUGUCAUUCCUGGGGAUGAGUCUCUGUCUCUCCCUCAUGUUCAUCUCCUCCUGGUACUAUGCCCUGCUAGCCAUGUCCAUCGCUGGAUGCAUCUAUAAGUACAUUGAGUACAGAGGGUAAGAGUUUGGUUUCCCAAUAACAGCUCAAUAACAUUGUACUGUAUUGUAAUUACAUUGGUUGUGGUCCUUAAAUGUGUGACUAACAGCUUUUAUGUAGUGUGCCCAUUCCCCACACAAUAAAAUAUAACACAGUAUCAUACAUCUCUACGCAUGUCCCACCCUUUCUUUAACCCAUGUUCUGGACUCUGUGUUAUAAUUGGCUUCAGUUUGGUUACAGUUUGGUGCAUUGCUUUUGUUACCUAAUGUGUGAGAUCUCUGAAAUCCUAUAGUGUUUCUGCCUUUUUUAACCCACUACCUGAUCUCUUUUUCCUCUCAGGGCAAUGAAGGAGUGGGGAGACGGGAUCAGAGGUCUGUCCCUGAACGCUGCUCGCUAUGCUCUGAUCCGCCUGGAGGAGGUGCCAACACACACUAAGAACUGGAGGUGAGAGGCUGAGAACAGUGUAGAGCGUAGGGUGGGGAUGACUCCUGGACUAAGGGCCAAAGUGUAGUGAUGAUAAAACUCUGCCUCUUCAAAGAGUAUGUUAAAUAAUCCCCCUCCUAACAUAAACACAUUGAGCAUCUCCAGGCCUCUAAGCAUACAGCUGCUGAUGUGCGCCUUUGGAACGUUUAGAAAGUCUAAUAAAUAAAUGUAAUUUACACCAUCACAAUAACUCCAUUAUUUAUUUUAGUCAGGUCUAAACAAACAUUAUGAUAUGAAGAGAAUGUAUUUCAGAAGAACAGAAUAUGAGUUGGCCUACUGUAGGUCUAUGUUAUCUGGCUAUGCUCCAUGCCAUAGGUUGUAGGCCUGUUCAUUAAGCUGACAAGAUAUGCUUAUAAGUCCUGUGGCAUUUUAUAUUAAGAAGAAUAUAAUUGAAUUUAGCUGAAUAAAAUAGAAAGGAUAUUUUUUCCAUUACAGAGCGAGUGCGCAUAUGAAGUGGCUAUGUUGAGCGUAAAAGUGAUAAUUUGAAACUGGUUCUAUAUGCUAGAUUUAGUUAUUUGGUAGCUUUAGUUGUGAAUGAUACAAACCUUAGAAUGUCUUUGAAAUUAAAACAUACAGUCAAGUAAGUACACCCCCUGGAAAGUGGUGUUUCUAUUUUUUAUUUUUUUAUUACAUAUUUGGACACAUGGAUAUUUGAGCUAAAUUCCCACCAGAUUCAUUGAUUUAAGGUAACCCAAUUUAACAAAUCACACCAAAAAAAAUUACUUUGAAAAUUUUAUGCAAUUAAAAUAAACAGAAAUUCAUUUUCCUUAUGCGGAAAAAGUUAGAACACCCCUACCUUUACCAUCACAUAAAAUGGCUAAAAUUAGAAUUAGGUGCACCAAAACAGGUGCAAAUGAUUAGAAAAUCAUUAGAGAGAAACUUCCAUAAAGAUUAGAAACUUGGUCUGGUUUGGUCUUAACCAUAUGGGUGUGUGGUAACACAUCAUGCCAAGAUCAAAAUACCUCCCCGAGGCCCUCAGAAGAAAGAUUAUUGAUGGCAAUUCGAAGUACAUAAUUCCACUGUCCGACGGCUCAUCUAUAAAUUGAGAAAAUUCCAGACCACUGGCAAUCUACCUAGGACAGGUCAUCCCACCAAAUACAGCCCAAGAGCUGACCGAAAGAUGCUCAUAAAAGUCUCUAAGAACCCCAGGGGGUAACAUCAAGGGAUCUACAGGCCUCUCCUGCCACAAUCAAUGUUGAAGUGCAUGAGUCAACUGUCAGAAAGAGACGCAAAUUUGGCCUACAUGGGACGUCAGGAAGGAAGAAGCCUCUGCUCUCAAAAAAGAAUAUCAAGACACGACAGAUGUUUGCUAGACAACACCUGGGUAAAGACCAAGACUACUGGAACAAUGUGCUCUGGACAGAUGAGUCAAAGGUGGAGUUGUUUGGCCGCAAUGCCAGAUGCAAUGUUUGGCAAAAAUGAAACACUGCCUUUGAACAGAAGAACCUCAUACCAACCGUAAAGCAUGGGAGACGGUGGCAUUAUGGUUUGGGGCUGCUUUGCUGCCUCAGGGCCUGGCCAACUUGCUGUCAUUGAGUCAACCAUGAAUUCUAUAUUGUACCAGAGAAUUCUUGAGGAGAAUGUGAGGCCAUCUGUCAAAAAGAUGAAGCUGAACUGAACAUGGAUCUUGCAACAGGACAAUGAUCCAAAACACAAAAGCAAAGCUACAACAGAAUGGCUCAAAGAGAGGAAAUGAAGGGAUAUGGAAUGUCAAAGCCCAGAUCCUAAUCCUAUCGAAAUGCUGCGGGGGGACUUGAAGCGGGCCAUGCAUGCAAGAAAGCCCCUCGAACAUGACACAGUUGAAGCAGUACUGGGAAGAAGAGUGAGCAGAAAUGUCUCCCAGUCGAUGUAAGAGACAGAUAGACAGUUACAAGAAACGUCUACAUUAAGUUAUUUCAGCCAAAGGGGGCAACACAAGCUAUUGAAGCUAGGGGUGUACUUAUUCUUUUCUGCUCUAUGGAAUUGCAUUUCUGUAGAUUUUUGAUGAAUAAAUUAUUGCAAAGUAUAAUCUUUCAGUGUCAUUUGUUAAAUUAGGUUACCUUUAUCUGUCAAUAGUGUUGAAGUGAAGAUUACAUAUCCAUCUGUCCAAAUAUGUAAAAAAAUAAAAUAAACUUUCCAGGGGGUGUACUUACUUUUUCACAUGACUGUAUAUGGGCUGCAUUGUCAGUUUGAAGACUGUAGAAUCUAGUGUAGAUCUGAUGACUAGCAUACACACAGUUGUCUUGCUGUUCUGUCUGGUGACCUAGUUUAGGGACUUUUCCUGAUGCCUAUCUAUUGACACAUACUGACUGUACUUUACCUUAUCUCUCCCCCCAGACCUCAGCUACUGGUGCUACUGAAGCUGGAUGCAGACCUGGGGGUGAAACACCCUCGUCUGCUGUCCUUCACCACCCAGCUGAAGGCAGGGAAAGGCCUGACCAUUGUCAGCUCUGUGCUGGAGGGCACCUACAUGACCCUGGAGGCCAAGGCCAAGAGCGCAGAGCAGGUGAGACUGAGACACUCAUAUCACAUGAUCAUGGAGGCAGGGAAUUCGUAUCCAGUGUUGGGAUUCGUUACUUGAAAAAGUAAUAUAUUACAUAUAACUCCUUACUUUCAAAGUAACGCGUUACGUUAUGAAUAUUACUUUCUGUGCAGAGUAACGCGGAGUGGUCUAAGGCACUGCAUCUCAGUGCUUGAGGUGUCACUACAGACCCCCUGGUUUGAUUCCAGGCUGUAUCACAACCGGCCAUGAUUGGGAGUCCCAUAGGGUGGCGCACAAUUGGCCCAGCGUCGUCCGGGUUUGGCCGGUGUAGGCCGUCAUUGUAAAUAAGAAUUUGUUCUAAACUGACUUGCCUAGUUAAAUAAAGGUAAAAUAAAAAAUAAAAAUAAAUACUCAUUAUAUUACUUUUGCAUUACUUUCUUUCACAAACAUCCUCAAAUGAAUCUUGGCAACGAGGCAUGUUGGUCAUCCAUCAAUUUAAUAAUGUAGAAGAGGAUACAAUACUAAUGAUAUAACAGACACAAAAUCAUAUUUUUAAUUUUUUAACACUAGAAUAGCCGGGCCUCGACGAAUACCAAUGCUGCAGGCAUCUAUUUUAACAGUCUAAUAAAUCCAUUUAAUAUACACGAUCACAAAGAAAUGCAUUAUUAUUUCCGUUUAGGCAGGCCUUAAGAAACAUUAUGCAACAAAUAAAAUGUAUUUCAAAAGAAGAGAAUAGCAUAUUUAGAGUUUAAUUAUGUUACUGUGCUUAGUAGCCUAGGCUGUAUGGCUAUGCGGCAUGCAAUUAAAUCAACUAUAGCGUUGUUCAUUUGUUUAUGUAAAAGACAAUACACUCUUUUUCCAUUGCCUUUAUCACAGUCAGUCACAUACAGUUAGGUCCAUAAUUAUUGGCACCCUUGAUAAAUAUGAGCAAAAAAGACUGUAAAAUAAAUAAUACAAGUACUGAACUACAUUCUAUGCUCAAAAUAAUUUAGAUAUUACUUUAUACUAAUACAAUUGCUCAGAGAAAGAGAUUUUGUUUAUAAAGUCAUUUAAAAUAAUCUCAAAAAGAUAGGGGUCAAAAUUGUCACCCCUGUUUUCAAUACUCCAUAAUGACACUGAGACUUUUUCUACAAUGUUUUAUGAGAUUGGAGAACACAUUGGGAGGGAUCAUAGACCAUUCCUCCAUACAGAAUCUUUCAAGAUCCUUGAUAUCCUCUGUCUGUGCUUAUGCACUGCCCUCUUCAAUUCAAACCACAGGUCUUCAAUGGGGUUCAAGUCCUUAGACUGAGAUGGCCAUUGCAAAAAAAAAAAAGACAACAGGAAACGAGUUACAGCAUGAAUUCGGUAGAGACAAGGCUUUAAAAAUAUAUAUACAGUUGAAGUCGGAAGUUUACAUACACCUUAGCCAAAUACAUUUAAACUCACAAUUCACAAUUCCUGACAACAAGUCCCUGUUUUAGGUCAGUUAGGAUCACCACUUUAUUUUAAGAAUAUAAAAUGUCAGAAUAAUAGUAGAGAGAAUGAUUUAUUUCAUAUUUUAUUUCUUUCAUCACAUUCCCAGUGGGUCAGAAGUUUACAUACACUCAAUUAGUAUUUGGUAGCAUUUCCUUUAAAUUGUUUAACUUGGGUCAAACGUUUCGGGUAGCCUUCCACAAGCUUCCCACAAUAAGUCGGGUGAAUUUUGGCCCAUUCCUCCUGACAGAGCUGGUGUAACUGAGUCAGGUUUGUAGGCAUCCUUGCUCGCACAAGCUUUUUCAGUUAUGCCCACAAAUGUUCUAUAGGAUUGAGGUCAGCGCUUUGUGAUGUCCACUCCAAUACCUUGACUUUGUUGUCCUUAAGCCAUUUUACCACAACGUUGGAAGUAUGCUUGGGGUCAUUGUCCAUUUGGAAGACCCAUUUGCAACCAAGCUGUAACUUCUUGACUGAUGUUUUGAGAUGUUGCUUCAGUAUAUCCACAUAAUUUUCCUUCCUCAUGAUGCCAUCUAUUUUGUGAAGUGCACCAGUCCCUCCUGCAGCAAAGCACCCCCACAGCAUGAUGCUGCCACCCCCGUGCUUCACGGUUGGGAUGGUGUUAUUCGGCUUGCAAGCAACCCCCUUUUUCCUCCAAAUAUAACGAUGGUCAUUAUGGCCAAACAGUUCUAUAUUUGUUUCAUCAGACCAGAGGACAUUUCUCCAGAAAGUACGAUCUUUGUCCCCAUGUGCAGUUGCAAACCGUAGUCUGGCUUUUUUAUGGCGGUUUUGGAGCAGUGGCUUCUUCCUUGCUGAGUGGCCUUUCAGGUUAUGUCGAUAUAGGACUCAUUUUACUGUGGAUAUAGAUACUUUUGUAUCUGUUUCCUCCAGCAUCUUCACAAGGUCCUUUGCUGUUGUUCUGGGAUUGAUUUGCACUUUUCGCACCAAAGUACAUUCAUCUCUAGGAGACAGAACGCGUCUCCUUCCUGAGCGGUAUGACGGCUGCAUGGUCCCAUGGUGUUUAUACUUGCGUACUGUUGUUUGUACAGAUGAACGUGGUAUCUUCAGGCGUUUGGAAAUUGCUCCCAAGGAUGAACCAGACUUGUGGAGGUCUACAAUUCUUUUUCUGAGGUCUUGGCUGAUUUCUUUUGAUUUUCCCAUGAUGUCAAGCAAAGAGGCACUGAUUUUGAAGAUGGGCCUUGAAAUACAUCCACAGGUACACCUCCAAUUGACUCAAAUGAUGUCAAUUAGCCUAUCAGAAGCUUCUAAAGCCAUGACAUCAUUUUCUGGAAUUUUCCAAGCUGUUUAAAGGCACAGUCAACUUAGUGUAUGUAAACUUCUGACCCACUGGAAUUGUGAUACAGUGAAUUAUAAGUGAAAUAAUCUGUCUGUAAACAAUUGUUGGAAAAAUUACUUGUGUCAUGCACAAAGUAGAUGUCCUAACCGACUUGCCCAAACUAUAGUUUGUUAACAAGAAAUGUGUGGAGUGGUUGAAAAACAAGUUUUAAUGACUUCAACUGUAUAUAACACGCCGGUAGAGAGAUGAUAUUACCCAAUUUUUUAAAAAGUAAUGUGUUUCAUUACGCCGUUACUCAAAGGUAAUCUGAUUAUUUAACACUUAACAUAUAACGCGUUAACCCCUAGCAGGUCAAUUUUCCAUCAUGUCCAGAACAGCUACAGUUUCAACAAAUUCACCCUUGGCUACUGAUUCUCAGGCCUAGCCAAUAUGAUACAUAGCACUACAUUACAAGUGUUUUGUGCUCACUGGGAGCAGGUGCAAUUCAGCGACCUACGCAAAGAGUAUAGAGACUCCAUCUCCAGUUUAUAAAGCCAGGUUUCAAUUUUCAAAGUUUAUUUGCCACGUGCACAGGAUACAACCGGUGUAAAACAGUACAGUGAAAUUCUUACAUUGAGAGCUCUUUCCAACAAUGCACUGAUAAUAAUGAUAAAAAUAAUAAUAAUAAUAAUAAUAAUAUAUACUGAACAAAAAUAUAAACACAACAUGUAAAGUGUUGGUCCCAUGUUUCAUGAGCUGAAAUAAAAGAUCCUAGAAAUAAUUUCCAUAUGCACAGAAAACGUGUUGCUCUCAAAUUUUGACAGGUGUAGCAUAUCAAGAAGCUGAUUUAAACAGCAUGAUCAUUACACAAGUGCACCUUGUGCUCUGGACAAUUAAAGGCCACUCUAAAAUGUGCAGUUUUGUCACACAACACAAUGCCACAGAUGUCUCAAGUUUUGAGGGAGCAUGCAAUUGGCAUGAGCGGUUGCCAGAGAAAUUAAUGUUAAUUUCUCUACCAUAAGCCACCUCCAACGUCGUUUUAGAGAAUUUGGCAGUACGUCCAACCGUACUCAUAACCGCAGACCACGUGUAACCACGCCAGCCCAGGACCUCCACAUCCGGCUUCUUCACCUGCGGGAUCAUCUGAGACCAGCCACCCAUACAGCUGAUGAAACUGAGGAGUAUUUCUGUCUGUAAUAAAGCCCUUUUGUGGUGAAAAACUCAUUCUGAUUGCCUGGGCCUGGCUCCCAAGUAGGUGGGCCUAUGCCCACCCAUGGAUGUGCCCCUGCCCAGUCAUGUGAAAUCCAUAGAUUAGGGCCUAAUGAAUUUAUUUCAAUUGACUGAUUUCCUUAAAUGAACUGUAACUCAGUAAAAUAAUUGAAAUUGUUGCAUGUUGCGCUUUACAUUUUUGUUCAGUAUAGAUCAUAAUAUAAAAUAUUAUUUUCUAUUAUUUUGCCCUCAGAGCAGCCGCAAUUCGUCUGGGCGUGACUCUACAAGGAGUCGAAAGCGUUCCACAGGGAUGCUGGACCAUGUUGACUCCAAUGCUUCCCACAGUUGUGUCAAGUUGGCUGGAUGUCCUUUGGGUGGUGGACCAUUCUUGAUACACACGGGAAACUGUUGAGCGUGAAAAACAUAGCAGUGUUGCAGUUCUUGACACACUCAAACCGGUGCGCCUGGCACCUACUACCAUACUCCGUUCAAAGGCAAUUAAAUAUUUUGUCUUGCCUUUUCACCCUCUGAAUGGCACAAUCCAUGUCUGAAUUUUAUCUAGAUUUAGAAAUCCAUCUUGAACCCGUUUCCUCCCCUUCAUCUACACUGAUUGAAGUGGAUUUAACAAGUGACAUCAAUAAAGGUUCAUAGCUUUCACCUGGAUUCACCUGGUCAGUCUGUCAUGGAAAGAGCAUAUGUUCUUAAAGUUUUGUAUACUCAGUGUACAUGUAAACACAGCUGUAAAAGUAACUGGUAACAGCAAAAUAUAAAUAUAAUAUACUAAUGGUAAUAUAGACAUGUAAACAGUAGUAAUAGGGACCAGUAGCAGGAUACAUACUAAUGGUAAUGGUAAAAAUCAAUAACCAAUGGACAACCGCGUAAUGGAGUAAUACAUCUAAUCAUUUUAGCAGCAGUGUAGCUUGUCUGAAUGGGUCAAGACCUGUGGAUGGGCAUAGAGUCGGUGUGGAUAGUCGGUGAGAGAGGGAGAGCAGUAGUUGUUAACCAUUUAUCACUCUUAUGGCCAGGGGAUAGAAGCUGUUUAGGAGUCAGGGGAUAGAAGCUGUUUAGGAGUCUGUUGGUCUGAGCCUUGAUGCACAGGUACCGAGAACAGUCCAUGUCUCGGGUGGCUGGAGUCUUUGGCAAGCACACUACAGGUGCUAGUAUAUGCAAUAUUAUCCCUGACUCUAAAAGGCUUACUCCUGUGCUUUCACCUCAUUGGGGAGUUUCAAUUCAUGAUCUCAAAACUGAGAACUCUGCCACCUGCUAGCAGGUCAGAGGGGUGCACUGGAAUAUCAUUGAGGCAAACUGUUAGAGAUUAAUACUGGUGAAACUGGUGAAGUAUUAUUGUUUAUCAUUGUGAUCCAUGUAGAUUUUAUAUGUUUUCUACCUGAUGCAAAGCCAAUUGCACUCUGGGACAAAUAAAGUUGGAACUUUAUGCAUAAUUACAUGAUUCUCUCUAUGCACCUCACUCUCUAUCCUCUUCCUCAUCCCAGAUUACAGUCUGAUGAAAGCUGCAUUUCGUUAUUUUACUCCGUCAUGCUACCCUCUGGCCAAGUUCAAUGAUAAAUACUGACUGGUCUAAUUCAAGCACAAAGAGGUCAAUAAAACGCUUUGCGAUGUCAAACUCCACUGGCUCUGUAAAGAUUCCUGCAGUCAGCUGUAUGUUUCCACUUAUUAGCCACACAUGUUAAAACAUUAUUUUGGUCCCUCACUCUUGACUUAAUGUCCAAGUUUAGAAAGCGUUCAUAAAGACUUACAUCACAAUUCUGUAAAAAAAGACCAUGGGUGAUUUUCCUUCAUACUUUCUGCAUAGUAUACUUGCAUCAAAUGUUUCUUCCACUAUCAGUGUCUUGCAAGUGUAAAAAAGUGUAUUUAUGGAAACUAUUUAUUUUCACUCUCCCAUACAUUCAUCCUCCUCUUCACUCUUUCCUUAUAUUUUCUCCUGAUGUAUGUCUUCUUUUCUUGGUGCAGAACGUCAAGUCGGCCAUGCACGCAGAGCGUACCAAAGGUUUCUGCCACGUGGUGGUGUCCUCUAACCUGCGGGAUGGUUUCUCCCACCUGAUCCAGUCGGCAGGGCUGGGAGGCAUGAAACACAACGCCGUCCUCAUGGCCUGGCCUGGGGGCUGGAAACAGGCAGAGGACUCCUACCCCUGGAAGAACUUCAUUGGUACGCACACCAUACUCUACUAUAUUCCACAGUACACCCCAUAGUUUGCUAUACUAGUCUACAGUUGAUUUAAGUAGCAUCAAGUUUGUCAUACUAAGUAGCCCCUUGUGACGACAUUCACAUACAUCUGAAAAAUUAAGCUAGCUAGCUACCUAGUGAGAUUUGGUUUUAGGUUCCGUGAACAUUUUAGUAAGUGAAUGUCUUAUGGGCAGGGUCAAGACUUUAUCCUGACCAAAUGACCUGACCAGUCAAAACUGUCAGCCCUAAUUAUGUGUAUUUCUUGAACUGAUAAUAAUACAAACAGUACAGUAAAUAUCCUCCUUAUCCCACAGAGACGGUGAGAGAGACUACGUCAGCCCAUCAGGCCCUGCUGGUUGCUAAGAACAUUGACAAGUUCCCCAGCAACCAGGACCGUCUGGGGGAGGGCACCAUAGACGUGUGGUGGAUUGUCCAUGAUGGAGGUCUUCUCAUGCUGCUGCCUUUCUUACUGCGCCAACACAAGGUACUGUGGCAUUGGCACCAUAUGCCUUUGGGUACUAUAUACUGUUGCUUUGUAAAAAAUCAACUACAUUCUAAUGGUGGCCAGAUAAAAAAUAAAAUAAAAUAAAAAGUGAAUUGCAGGGGGCCAUUAAACAAUUUCCACAACUGAUAUUAGACUGAAGCACUAUUAGCAUUUAAGCAUUUAGAACAGUUUCACUGACACGCAUAGUUUCUUUCCUCUUUUCUGUCUCUCUUUUCCAUGUCCUUGUCUGUCCUAGGUAUGGAGGAAGUGUAAGAUGCGUAUCUUCACCGUGGCUCAGAUGGAUGACAACAGUAUUCAGAUGAAGAAGGACCUGCAGAUGUUCCUGUAUCACCUCCGUCUCAAUGCUGUAGUGGAGGUGGUGGAGAUGGUAAGCAGCUACAGUCACACUUAAUCAAUCAUACUUGCUAUAGUAUCAAUAAGAAAGCAUUUGUCAAGUAUUUUUUUGUAUUUCUGUCCUCAGCACGAUAGUGACAUUGCAGCCUUCACCUAUGAGAAGACCCUGGUGAUGGAGCAGCGCUCUCAGAUGCUAAAACAGAUGCAGCUGUCCAGGACCGAGAGGGAGAGAGAGGUAAUGUGAUGUUCAACUCUGUCAGGCUCUGUUUAACCGUAACACUGUGUAACCCACAGGAGGUUGAAGGUACCUUAAUUGGGGAGGACAGGCUCAAAGUAAUGGCUGGAAUGGAAUCAAUGGAAUGGUAUCAGACUCAUCAAACACAUGGUUUCCAUGUGUUUAAUACCAUUCCAUUCACUCCAUUCCAGCCAUUAUUAUGAGCCGUCCUCCCCUCAGGAGCCUCCUGUGGUAUAACCAGGUGGUUCAAUAGUGGACAAAACAUAAUUAUAUUGACAAGCAAACACAUGAUCACUGCUUUGAAUGUUAUCUGUAGGCCUAUGCACAAUGUUUAAAUCAAAGACAGGGACAAAGAUUGUACUUCACACACAGGAUAGAUUAUAUCUGUGUUUUUUCCUGUUACAGUAGUUCUUUACUUCCUUGUUGUUUGUGACUCGUAAUAUGGAUCGACUGUUGUGCCAUUUUGGCCUGUCCUGAUUUGCUGCUGCUGUGUUGGAUGUUCUGGGCUCGCAUUGGGUUGGGCUUCAGAUUCAGAGCAUCACAGACGAGUCGCGUAACUCCAUCAAGAGGAAGAAAUCAUCCGUGGUGGAGACACUACAGGCCCCAAACACACUACAGGUCCCAAGCCUGUCCAUAUCCAGGGACAUACGGGAGGAUGAGGAGGUAGCCCAGCAGCCAUGUGAUGUGUCUGCCUCAGAACCAUCCCAUAAGCAUCUCCCUCUCCCACUCCACCCUCUAGCCCAUCCUCAUGCAUGUAUCUGACAUGGACAGAGCCACAGCUAUUAAGGAUUUUUUUGUCAAUACUGUAUGCAUUUCUGGAAGCAGUAGCCCGAAGCAUUACCCUGAAUGAAUAUGGCUGUGGCAAAUUAAUGAAAUAGAACUGCAUUAUAGGAUUUCUAUGGCUGUGGUCCUCUCAGCGUCAUUGUCACCCUACUCCUGCAUCAAUUUACCUGAGAGUUAUCGGCUCAGUAACUUUGUAGCAGGUAUUACACUUAGAUAUUUUUAAAACAAUCUUCUUAGAACUAAAAACUUAGAACGUUCUUGGUACGCUGGAAAAACCGCCAACCCCAAACCUCCAACUUCAACUUGGAUUAGAAAUGUAAUCGCAUUUUUCCUAAUCUUUUCCAUCAUUUCCAUUUUUCAUCUUCACUUAUUUGUAAUAUGUUUUUUAUUAUUGUUUGCUAUAGUACACUUUAUUAUUUCUAUGUCAUGCAUUGUUUGUAUGGUGCUUUGUUAUUUUAAUGUUGAAGCAUUGAAAUGUACAGUAAUAUUUCAUGCCUUUUCCAUGGAGGAGACAGAUGAAGCAAUGCAACCAUGAGAAUGUCUUCCAUAAUCCAUUUUGAAUCUAUUGCUUGGAGUAACAUUAUCAUUCUUGCCAAUAAUGCAAAACAUAAGGAUAGUCUCCAUUCUACAGUUGUGCCAGCCUCCUGAUCCUAUCUGACAGGAGGCACCACUUUGUUUAGCAUCCUGCCUUGGUCUGUAGUGACACCAGUGUUGUUAUUCCCCAGGCUCAGCUGAUCACUAAGCUGGGCACCAAGUCCCACGCCAACCUCAAUGACACAUCUACCGCCACGCCCGACCACUGUGUCCACAUGACCUGGACCAAAGACAAGCUGAUCGCCGAGAGGAACCGUAAACGCGGCGAGCCGAACUUGGGCGUGAAGGAUCUCUUCAAUAUGAAACCGUAGGUAUCUCCCUCUAAAGGCCUCAGGCUCACACUGCAGCACGCAGUCAGACAUGCCCCUUUCACACUACUGAGUCGAACUGAGUCUUGCUGUUUUGUACUGGCCUGGUUAUGGUAGUGUGAAUACGGUAUUGGCACUGCCAACAGAAACUACACAAUCCAUAGAUGCACCUGUCUAGUGCACAUAUAGAAUAAUGGCUACAAAAGCAAUAGUACUGUUACAUACUUGAAAUAUCUAGACAGAGUGUGAUGCACCUUGACCUGAACUACACUGUUCUCAGGAUGUUCGGACUAGUGAAUAACCUGUCAUCAAUCUCUUAUUUGUGUGUGAAAUGUGUGAUUAACCAUGGUGAGAUGUAUAUAUUGUAAACAUACCUAAGUCAUUCUAUGUUUUGUUUUGUUUCCUCGCUUCUAGAGAGUGGGAGAGUCUGUAAGUGAAGUUUCCCUUACUCUUAACUGUGUGUGUGUGUGUGUGUGUGUGUGUGUGUGUGUGUUCUCUCCUCCUCUUCUAACAGCAUGUAUAUUCAUCUCUCAGUUGAUUUACUUGGAAAAUAUAACAUUCACUCUGCGUCUGUAACAUUGCCUAACUUACCUAGACUAUUUUAUAUAUGCUUAGAAUGAUAUAACAAAUAUGCCUUGAUGCUUAGGUAAGUGAGGCGUGAUAUUGUUAUUAAUGGAAAAUCAAAGUUCUUCUAUCAUACAAUUACUUCUACCUACAAUAUUCCUUAACUAGAUUUUAUUUUUUAAGCCUACUGUUACAUGCAGUAUCAACAUUACAUAACUCCUGACAUAUUCAACCAUGAACCAUGUUAUAUCAAUAUAAUCUAUAGUAUGACUAUACUGUAGCAUGUCUAUGGAGGCAUUCGGUAUACAUGACUUAGGGUAGCUAAUUGGCUUACUGUCCAUUUUUGUGAUUACAAUUUUGUCAUGAUGCCGUCAAGUCACUUAUCACAAAUGCUUAUGACUGGUGUGAUGUCAUGUUUAUAAUAGCAUCCUGUAGUGGGAUAGAAGGCAUACAUUGCAUCCCAAAUGGCAACCUAUUCCUUAUAUAAUGUACUACAUUUGACCAGGGCCUGUCAGGCUCUGGUCAAAUGUAGUGCACUAUAUAGGGUGCCAUUUGGGACUCAGUCCAAGUAGAAGACAUUUAAGAGUUGUUAUUCUUGAGUUUAACCUGUUAUUUUGUAGGAACCAGUCUAACGUGCGGAGGAUGCACACCGCGGUUAAGUUGAAUGAGGUUGUGGUAAACAAAUCCCAGGGAGCUCAGCUGGUGCUGCUGAACAUGCCUGGUCCGCCCAAAAACAAGGGUGGUGACGAGAAUUGUAUCCUUUUUUUAAACCACUAGUAUACACUGAACUGGAUAACUGAGUGUCCACUGGCUGAGUCAGUAUCAUCUUACAGUAAUAUAUAGACUGAGAGGGACUGAAGCUAAACUGAUGUACAGUGCUGUGAAAAAAGUAUUUUCCCCAUUUAUGUUUUCUAAAUUUUUGCAUAUUUAUUACACUGAAUGUUAUCAGAUCUUCAACCAAAACCUAAUAUUAGAUAAAGGAAACCUGAGUGAACAAAUAACACAAAAAUGUGAUACUUAUUUAUUUAUUAAACAAUGUUAAGCAACACCCAAUGCCCCUGUGUGAAAAAGCAUUUACCCCCCUACAUUCAAUAGCUGGUUGUGCCACCUUUAGCUGCAAUGACUGCAACCAAACACUUCCUAUAGAUGUUGAUCAGUCUCUCAAAUUGCUGUGGAGGAAUUUUGGCCCACUCUUCCAUGCAGAACUGCUCGUUUCAAGUCCUCCUACAACAUCUCAAUUGGAUUUCGGUCUGGACUUUGACUAGGCCAUUUCAAAACGUUAUAUUUGUUGCUUUUCAGCCAUUCUGAUGUAGAAUUUCUUGUGUCUUUUGGAUCAUUGUCUUGUUGCAUGACCCAGUUGCGCUUCAGCUCACGGACAGAUGGCAUGACAUUCUCCUGUAGAAUUCUCCUAUACAGAGCAUAAUUCAUGGUUCCUUCAAUGAUGGCAAGUUGUCCAGGUCCUGAGGCAGCAAAGCAUCCCCAAACCAUCACACCACCACCACCAUGCUUGACUGUUGGUAUGAGGAGCUUAUUGUGGAACGCAGGGUUUUCGCCUGACAUAACUGGACCCAUCACUAUUUCAGGCAUACUUUUAUGACUGCUGAAUACCAUCAAUCACAGAUCAUGUAUUUUCAGGUAGAGAUACCUCGCGAAGCAACUGCUCUCUAUCCCUCUCGUUUGUUCAUUCUUCUCUAUUCUCUCUGUGUCCCACACUAACCUAACAUACAGUGGGGAAAAAAAGUAUUUAGUCAGCCACCAAUUGUGCAAGUUCUCCCACUUAAAAAGAUGAGAGAGGCCUGUAAUUUUCAUCAUAGGUACACGUCAACUAUGACAGACCAAUUGAGGGGGAAAAAUCCAGAAAAUCACAUUGUAGGAUUUUUUAUGAAUUUAUUUGCAAAUUAUGGUGGAAAAUAAGUAUUUGGUCACCUACAAACAAGCAAGAUUUCUGGCUCUCACAGACCUGUAACUUCUUCUUUAAGAGGCUCCUCUGUCCUCUACUCGUUACCUGUAUUAAUGGCACCUGUUUGAACUUGUUAUCAGUAUAAAAGACACCUGUCCACAACCUCAAACAGUCACACUCCAAACUCCACUAUGGCCAAGACCAAAGAGCUAUCAAAGGACACCAGAAACAAAAUUGUAGACCUGCACCAGGCUGGGCAGACUGAAUCUGCAAUAGGUAAGCAGCUUGGUUUGAAGAAAUCAACUGUGGGAGCAAUUAUUAGGAAAUGGAAGACAUACAAGACCACUGAUAAUCUCCCUCGAUCUGGGGCUUCACGCAAGAUCUCACCCCGUGGGGUCAAAAUGAUCACAAGAACGGUGAGCAAAAAUCCCAGAACCACACGGGGGGACCUAGUGAAUGACCUGCAGAGAGCUGGGACCAAAGUAACAAAGCCUACCAUCAGUAACACACUACGCCACCAGGGACUCAAAUCCUGCAGUGCCAGACGUGUCCCCCUGCUUAAGCCAGUACAUGUCCAGGCCCGUCUGAAGUUUGCUAGAGUGCAUUUGGAUGAUCCAGAAGAGGAUUGGGAGAAUGUCAUAUGGUCAGAUGAAACCAAAAUAUAACUUUUUGGUAAAAACUCAACUCGUCAUGUUUGGAGGACAAAGAAUGCUGAGUUGCAUCCAAAGAACACCAUACCUACUGUGAAGCAUGGGGGUGGAAACAUCAUGCUUUGGGGCUGUUUUUCUGCAAAGGGACCAGGACGACUGAUCCGUGUAAAGGAAAGAAUGAAUGGGGCCAUGUAUCGUGAGAUUUUGAGUGAAAACCUCCUUCCAUCAGAAAGGGCAUUGAAGAUGAAACGUGGCUGGGUCUUUCAGCAUGACAAUGAUCCCAAACACACCGCCCGGGCAACGAAGGAGUGGCUUCGUAAGAAGCAUUUCAAGGUCCUGGAGUGGCCUAGCCAGUCUCCAGAUCUCAACCCCAUAGAAAAUCUUUGGAGGGAGUUGAAAGUCCGUGUUGCCCAGCGACAGCCCCAAAACAUCACUGCUCUAGAGGAGAUCUGCAUGGAGGAAUGGGCCAAAAUACCAGCAACAGUGUGUGAAAACCUUGUGAAGAUUUACAGAAAACAUUUGACCUGUGUCAUUGCCAACAAAGGGUAUAUAACAAAGUAUUGAGAAACUUUUGUUAUUGACCAAAUACUUAUUUUCCACCAUAAUUUGCAAAUAAAUUCAUAAAAAAUCCUACAAAUGUGAUUUUCUGGAUUUUUUUUUCUCAUUUUGUCUGUCAUAGUUGACGUGUACCUAUGAUGAGAAUUACAUGCCUCUCUCAUCUUUUUAAGUGGGAGAACUUGCACAAUUGGUGGCUGACUAAAUACUUUUUUUCCCCACUGUAGCAGUUGUAAAAGAAACACACAGACCAGACAAGUAGGCGCGCAAUGGAUUAUGAUCAUUGUUGUUAAUUACCACGUUUUCUGCGCUAAACUACACUACAUGACCAAAAGUAUGUGGACACCUGCUCGUCGAACAUCUCAUUCCAAAAUAAUGGGCAUUAAUAUGGAGUUGGUCCCCUUUGCUGCUAUAACAGUCUCCACUCUUCUGGGAAGGCUUUCCACUAGAUGUUGGAACAUUGGUGUGGUGACUUGCUUCCUUUCAGCCACAAGAGCAUUAGUGAGGUCAGGCACUGAUGUUGGGCGAUUAGGCCUGGCUCACAGUCGGCGUUCCAAUUCAUCCCAAAUGUGUUCGAUGGGGUUGAGGUCAGGGCUCUAUGCAGGCCAGUCAAGUUCUUCCACACCAAUCUCGACAAACCGUUUCUGUAUGGAACUCCCUUUGUAAACAGGGGCAUUGUCAUGUGAAACAGGAAAGGGCCUUCCCCAAACUGUUGCCACAAAGAUGGAAGCACAGAAUCUUCUAGAAUGUCAUUGUGUGCUGUAGCGUUAAGAUUUCCUUUCACUGGAACUUAGGGGCCUAGCCCGAACCAUGAAAAACAGCCCCAGACCAUUAUUUCUCCUCCACCAAACUUUAUAGUUGCCACUAUGCAUUGGGGCAGGUAGCAUUCUCCUGGAAUCUGGCCAGAUUCGUCCGUCGGACUGCCAGAUGGUGAAUCGUGAUUCAUUACUUCAGAGAACGUGUUUCCACAGCUCCAGAGUCCAAUGGCAGCAAGCUUUACACCACUACAGCCUACGCUUGGCAUUGAGCAUGGUGAUCUUAGGCUUAUGUGCGGCUGCUCGGCCAUGGAAUCCCAUUUCAUGAAGCUCCCGACAAACAAUUAUUGUGCUGACAUUGCUUCCAGAGGCAGUUUGGAACUCGGUAGUGAGUGUUGCAACCGAGGACCAAUGAUUUUUACACGCUACGCGCAUACAGCACUCGGUGGUCCCGUUCUGUGAGCUUGUGUGGCCUAUCAAUUCGCGGUUGAGCCGUUGUUGCUCCUAGACCUUUCCACUUCACAAUAACAGCACUUACAGUUGACCGGGGCAGCUCUAGCAGGGCAGAAGUUUGACAAACUGACUUGUUGGAAAGGUGGCAUCCUAUGACGGUGCCACGUUGAAAGUCACUGAGCUCUUCAAUAAGGCCAUUCUACAGCCAAUGUUUGUCUAUGGAGAUUGCAUGGCUGUGUGCUCGAUGUUAUACACCAGUCAGCAACGGGUGUGGCUGAAAUGGCAGAAUCCACUAAUUUGAAGGGGUGUUGGAAACUUAAACUCCCUACUACAUUGCACAGUUCGGGCCUUGAUCUGAUUUAUCUCUAGAGAAACUGCGCAAUGUGCACAUUGAGCUCACAGAAAAAAAAGAAUGAAAUGGAAUUCAAAUAAUUCAACUGACGUUGGUCAAUUAGUUGUUUAAAAAAGAAAAAAUAACCAACAUUUCCAUUAAUCGCUCAGCACUAGUGUUGCAUAACUUUUCUAAUUAAAUAAAUUAAAUAAGUAUACAAAUGUGUUAUUUGUUCACUCAGGUUCGCUUUAUUCAAUAUUAGGUUUUGCUUGAAGAUCUGAUAACAUUCAGUGUUAAGAAUAUGCAAAUAUAGAGAAUCUGAAAAGGGGCAAAUACUUUUUCACGGACGGCACUGUACAUAGGCAUGAACUGUUGAUGAGGAACUGCUUGUAAAAUUCCAGACUUUUAGGUUAUUGCCCCCAUUACUUUUACUUUUGACAUUUGAAAUCACUGUACCAUUAGUACUCUUCCACAUCAGUGUCUAUGCAGUUGUUUCUCCUUGAGCCCAUGGCCUGUAGACAUGGAGUUUCUGGAGGUUCUUAUGGACGGCCUGGACCGGGUGCUACUGGUACGCGGCGGAGGCAGGGAGGUGAUAACCAUCUAUUCCUAACGCCAGAAGACACGGGCGGGCAUGGUGCAGCCUCAGAGCCUCCGGCGGGGCCAUCUGGAACGAAUGGCUGGGCCUCGGCCUCCACCACAGUGCCAGGAGAGGAGUGAGGCGCCCCCUAUAGUAUGGGAGGACAGUAGGGGGCUGCCGCCUCCCUCGGAGCAGACUAAGCACACACUGCUGCUGACUGGAGGACAACAGAGGGCACUCUGGAUCAUCUUCCCUUUCCAUUUCUUAUUGUCUUCCAUUCAGGUUUUCUAUGUCAGUCGUUAG
Molecule: messenger RNA, 55643 nt
Organism: Coregonus sp. 'balchen'
Lineage: Eukaryota; Metazoa; Chordata; Actinopteri; Salmoniformes; Salmonidae
Source: the annotation of a GenBank genome assembly